CACAGUAAAACAGGUAGGAAUGAAGAGCAAAGUGCAAUGAAGGUAAGAGAGAAUACACAGUGUGUUUCACAGAAUGUGUGUCAGUAUGUUUCAGUUAGUAUGUUUGUGUGUGUCAGUCUGCUUGGGUCUGUGUUUGUAUGUAUGAGACUGUGUGUGUGUGUGUGUGUGUGUGUGUAUGUGUGUAUGUAUGUGUGUAUGUGUGGGUCUGUGUGUGUGUGUGUGUGUGUGUGUAUUUAUGGGUGUGUGUGUGUGUGUGUAUGGGUUUCUGUGUGUCUGCAUGGGUCAGUGUGUGUCUUCAUUGGUCAUUGUCUGUGUAUGGGUUAGUGUGUGUGUAUCGGUCUGUGUAUGGGUCAACAUGUGUCUGCAUGGGUCAGUGUGUGUGCGUGUAUGGGUCUCUGUGAGUAUAGGUCAGCGUGUGUCUGCAUGGGUCAGUGUUUGUGUCUUUAUGAGUGUGUGUCUGCAUGGGUCAGUGUGUGAGUGAAGGGGGGGUCAGUGUGAGCGUAUGUGUGUGGGUCAGUGUGUGUCUGUAUGGGUCAGUGUAUGUAAGGCUGCAUGGGUGGGUGGAAGGAAUGGGGCAGCAAGCAUUUUUUCGCCUAUGGUGUCAAAAAUCCUUGCACUGGUCCUGAUCAGAGUCAAAUGACCCUGUCUGGUCCUGAAGCUCUGGCUCUGAGUGGACCCGCCUUGAGACAACAGGGAGUUCAAAAGAUCUCCCUAUAGCCAUGCACUCCCUUAGUUCACUGAGGGAGCAUUGUGGUCUGUAUCAAUAUCAAGUACUGACCACUUUAAGAGAGCCCAGGGGUCCCCCUUGUGCUUCUCAAUUACUCAGAGCAUCACAGCCAGCCAGAACCGCAAGGGUGCUCUUAAAGUGGUCUGUACCUGAUAUUGUAAAAAAUAAAAUAAAAAUAAAUAUACAGGUGUGCUGUGUCUUUAAAACCAAUAUAUUUAUUAAGUGCAAACAAGUGUUAUAAAAAGAGCAAUUUGCAAAAAGUGCAUAAAACUUAAUCACAUUGUAACAAGGGCACUAAAUCACACUUAUGUUGUUAGGGGACACUGUGUCAUCCACAGAAAGAGCUUAAAACACAUGGUCAACAGCAUUUGGAGAAGUAAUAUUGUUAGGAGUGUAGUCUUCUCCAGAGGAAACACUCAAUAUUCUGUUUUUUGGAACUUUGCCUAAUGUGGUAUAUUUAGGCCUAUGGCAAAGUCAGCAAGCAGCGUAAGUUUGAGAAGUAUUUAGUGUCAAUUAAAAUCUGGAACAGUAUAUUAAAACACAUCAACCUAAUUGUACUUCUACAAUUCAACUGGAACUUUCUCAAGUUACUCCAUCAAAAUAUUAUCAGUGAUCUUUAAGGAGGUUCCUAGGAAGACUUGUAAACCUAUCCUACUCAAUUUUUGCUUAACUGUGACUCAGGAUAUCUGGAGUAACCUGGAGGCCAACCUCCUUCAUAGGGACCCUAUAUUUUCACUGAAACUGAACUCUGUGACCACUAGUAUUAUGGAUAACCAUCAGGAUUAAAAUAAUUUAUGUAGCUGGACUUUAGUUAAAAUGCAUCGAGUGUCUAUUUGGUGUGUCCCUUUACCAUUAUUUUACCUGUAUGAUGUUGCUAUAUUACUCCAGAAAGGACUUCCAGGUGGUUUACACUGGUUACCCUGUCCUCCCCUUAAGUCUUUAAUAUGGUCCAUAAUUCUUGUCAUUGUCUCUUCAAAUCCCUCCAUGUUAUGUAAACAUUGUGCUCUAUUCAUACCCUGUGUUUUCCUCAAUAAACCAAUUGCUGUCUUUUCCCUUCACUUAGACAUGUGUAGUGCUUGGGUAUGCGGAUGGGAGAACUAUUUGCCACUCCAUCCAGUGCAUGGCUGAUGGUGAUAAGAUAUGAUUGAAGAAAUCCCGGCUGCAUUGCAAGAUGAGCAAUGUUGAAGUUGCAACAACUCCAAGGGACAAAUAAUGUAAUGGGUUGGGUCUGAAUUUAUUUUUAAUAUUCUUGUAACAUAACUUAGUUAAUAAAUUUAUGUAGCCUAUUGCUAAUAAUGGCUGCUGCCACAGACACAAACACCUGAGCAUGUGCACUUAAUCCCCUGUGGCAAGGGGCAACAAGUAAGUAGCAGUUGGCCUGCAACAUUUAGCAACAGGAUUAGAAAAAUGCUUUUUUGUCAAUCAAUGUUUUUAUUGAGAAACAAAUCUGAAAACAUUAUGGCACAAUGGCGACAAUACCAGACAUAAACAUGCAAAGUUAGAUAAUACUAUCAGUACAAAUCCAAAGCUUUAAUGUGUUUACACCAAUAUACUAUUGUACAUGAGUUAUCGAUGAUACAUAAUAUAUCACACAGGAAUCUAGAAGGUCUCAUUUUAAAAUUAAAAAUUAUGAACAUUUAAUAAAACAUAUAGCUAUAGGUAAUAAGGCUUACAUGCAAAAAAUAAAAGAUGUAUAGCUAUAUUUCGAACAGUUCAGGUGAGCAGGAGGACCACUACCCCAGCAUGAACUCCAUAGACAGAGUCAAUACCCAUAAUAAGCUCUUGGCAUAUCUAUAUCAAAAUAAGGCUUUGUAAAACAAUAGGAGAGAAACUGUAGCCGUGGAAGCAAAAGUAAACACAAAAUGCCUAUGUAGCAGAGCCCUAGUCCUGGCAAGGACUUUCUUCCACUGGAUCACCAAGAGUAGUAUCAGGAACAAGAUAUUACCAAGUAAAUAGCCCACCUCCUCCUACCCAGUAACUGGACGAAACACAGUUCUGGGAGUACAACUGACUUUAUUUUUGCCCCACACGGCUUUUAUGCAUUGCCCCUAGCAUGGGGUUUCCACAUCAAGAAUCCAAGAGUUUCUUUCUCAAGAGCCUUUGUGUUUGAAAGAUAAUUAAGCUCAAAUUAAGAUAACUCAAUUAUCUCUCAAAUACAGAAACUUACAUAAAUUUUUAACAUACCCCAAAAAUACAUGAAAAGAAUACAGGAACCCCACAUAUUUCUGAAGAGCCCUGAUCUGAGAGCAGAACAUCUCCAAAAAGCACUUAGAUCGGUUUGGUAGAACGAAAGUUCUGCUCGACUAAAGUUUUGACCAACCGGCAAUGAGGGGAUAGCCCAAAACAGUUCCAGGGGAUUGGGCAGGAUGACAGGUUGGCUUUAGGGGGUUCCUGUGAGAACACUGACAAAUGCUCUCACUGGCUGCUGUGGAGCUAAUGCUCCUUCUGUUCGGUAGAUCAUAUUUCCCGAACACCAUUAGUCUAGUUGGUCGGGAAGUAGGACAGUCAGCGGUACCAUCUUUGCUCGGGUUCGUGGAGAUGCGAGGCCGAAAAUAGUUCCAGGCGUUCGACGACCAGGUACCGCUGCCUGUGUUUGGGAGGCAAAAUGGCCACCAUGCACUGGACCAUGUGCGUUCGGUUAUACCAAUCGGGGCCACCCAGGGAAAGCACUCGACUUAAUGUGUGACGUUGUUAAUUUGUGGUUAACAUUCAGGGGAGGUCGGUGUUCACUGGGGCAUAACAAGGCAGAACACACACCAGUCAUUUGGGAGACGGACAACCGAACACAAGGGAAUAGAGUCUGCUACAGCCUCAAAUUAAAUAUGUAGUCAAUGUCAUUUGUUAGACAGAGUUAGCCAAUGUCUUUGGUGGGAAAUACCUCUGUGCAAGACUAUAAAUGCAGUCCGGCAAAGCGUGUUCUAUAUCCAUCUCCAGGCCUCGGAGAGAAUCUUGACACUGUGUCCACUGACCCUUGUACUCAUGGUGGCCAGUUCAGAACCCAGAUUGAUUCCCUGUUAUUGGGAAUUCUCCCAAGUGUGUGGAUGAAGUACGAAGUGAGGAUGCUUCUGGAUUCCAGGCCCAGAAUGCUAGAAACAGACCGUGGUGCCAUUAGGGUCUAAUUUCUCAGAAGGUGAAGCAGCUUGCAGGGUCCAUGUGUGAAUACAAUGACAGAUAUUGCUGAUUGCUCUAACAUUUGAUUGGCCUCCCUCCAGCUCCGCAGAGAAUUCAUCACCAAUAUCUGUGGUGUUGCGCAAUCCUCCCCCAUCAUAAGGCUAGAAUGAUGAUGUACCAGUACAAGAUGUGGAUAUGCCUAGGAUAUAGAUAAGUAUUAGGUCCUGUUGUGGUAGGGACCAGGAUAAAGGUGGGUACGGGACCCGCUCACAGUCCAGCUAGUGAAAUCCAAACAAGAAGAUCGGCUGGCAUUGCAGUCUUGUCCACUCUAGGCCACAAUUCAGGAAGAUCGGAUCUCCACAGUUGUGAACAAAAGAAUUGCACUGACAAAGUGCCCAGUGACUCCUGGACACUACUAGGUAUACGCAGGAGGCGAUAAAUCAGCCGUAAUGUUAUGGUUUUAAAAGUUAGGACAAUUUAAGUGAGGAACUUACACUGCUUGCAUGUUUUUGACAUCGCAGCCAAGCACCGCCCCCAGAAAACAUGCACCUACCCCAGGUUGAAUAGGGAUUUUGCUGCAUAGAGAUAAAACUCUUUACACCAGACCAAUGGCUGAUGUUAGGUUUGAUGGCGUAGCAGCAGGUGGUAAUGCUCUGUAGCUACUUGUUACAUUUUGCAGUUGGGAAACAGCUGCUACUGACUAACAAUAGCAAUAGGUACGGUGACAAGAAGCAGUUGGCCAUUUAUCAAUGGCAAUACGGUUGUAAACAGGGUAAAUGUUCUCCUUGGUCAAAUACAAGUUAGGACAUUUCACUGCUUUGAAGUCAAUAGUAUGUAACAUAAAGGAUGACUGUUAGGUAUGUUAGUUGAAUCUUUUGAUUGAAGUGUUGUAUAUGUAUAUGGUCUAGAAGUAUCUAAGUCUAUAAAAUCUUGGAUUUGAGCAAAACAUUUAUUUGAGAAUAUCAAAUAUUUAAAAGGAUAGGGUCCCUCUGUGAUGGAAGUUGUUGUGCCACAAAUGUUUGGAGAGGCUUUAAGGCCAGCAUUCUGCCCAAAUCCCUAAAAGGGACAAUUGUCACUGGGUUGUUGGGGCCUGAGACGCUUACUGUCCCACUGGAGGACCUCUGGGGAUCACCUGGACUUGUUUUACACAUUAGGAACUUGACUGAGAGACACCCUGAAACACUCUGGAAGAAUUCUUCAGAUGGAAAGUGCUGAAUUUCAGUCAAUGUUUAAGUAGAUAUCACUGGAUUCGCGAGGGCGGUUGGGGCAAAAGACAUUGGAGACCUCCCCUCCCUAGAGGUCCAGGAAUGCCUUUUUGUAGACCAGGACUAAACUGAUACACAUCCAUGAUGGAUUAAAGAAUAGUCGUGACCCGGAAGAAAUUUAACAUGCUGUAAUUCAGGCACGGAUUCGCUUAUCAGGGCAUUAUUUGGACAGCGAGGGCACUUGGUGACAUGCUCUCCAUGGAUAUAUAUUAUGUGGGGGGAGUUUUGGGGACAUUUAUUGGGCCUCUAUAACUAAGAGAGCACCACAUGGAGCCAUUUGUGGAAGCUUGGGUUAAUGCAAUUAAGUCCCCAGACAGAGUUGCACCAGGGCAGGGGGACAAUUUUACAACAUGACAGGAGGCUUCCUAUUUUGCAUAAACUCUCGUUACUAGCUCCACAGUGGCAAAGAAAACAUAUAGACAGGUCUCCAUCAGCAGACAGGUUAGAGUUUUUGGCUCUUCACUAUUAUUGUAUAAUGCUCAUUAUUAUGGUUCGUUAGCUAUCUGGUUUUAUGGUUUAUCAACAUUUACUGUCUAUUCUGUCCUUUCUUGUUUACUUUUUACCUUUUCUGUUUAUUGUGUCAACCAUCUUUUACUGCAUCUUACUGCACUUUCCCUUCUUACCGUUUGCUUGUUGCUCUGGGUCUCCCUGUUCCCCCCUGGCCUGCUCUGUGUGUUGAGGCGGUUGGUGUUUCUUUUGGGCCUAUUUUCUGGUAUUUUUCAGCAUUUUUUCCCUUUCCCACUGGGUUUACCCUUGACCUCAUCCGUCUGUGGCCUCCCUCACUGCCGCGCCCGCUUAUGGUGCUCGGCACCAGCCAGCCCAUGGCUCCUUGCAGCCUUCUCAGGUGGCGACCAUCUUGGAUCUCCCGUCUUGGAUCUUCAGUUGGCUGCCAGACCCGGAGUGCAAGGCAGCGGACGCUUCCUACAGAGUUGGCCAGCAUAGGGCGCCUACCCCUUUCUACCGUUCACAAUGAUCACGAGGAGACCCCAUCGUAUCCGGAGUCAACGGGUGUCCUUGAAGCUGAUCACUCCAUUAUGGAGGAGCCAUCCAUGGAACGGAACCACAAUCUAUUUACUGCACCUAUACAUAUUUUAAAUUUUGUUUCUUUUUUCUUUUGGCCGGUCCUAUCGGUCUAUUUACAUUAUUCGUUCAGCUAUUUUGGGGGCUCACAUUCCAUUUCGGGAAGUUUUGGUUAACAAGGACUCCUUUGUUUGUUUUUUGCUGCUGGGGAUGCAUCUCAGACAUCCACCGGACCCUAAAUACUAUAGGCUUUGGGACUUUAGUAAUGUUCUCAAUUUUUUGCGGUAUUGGCCCCCUAAUAACAGGCUUUACAUUCGUCAGCUUUUCUUGUUUUCACUGUCUCUCCAUUACCCUAACCUUGGCUCGUGUCUGACUUCACUUUAUCUCUGUCUAACGUUUAGUCCGGCUAUUCUAAGGUCUAGUAAUACGUUAUAUCCUUGUCUUGUCACUUACUAUCCCUUGCUGCGUGUUGGGGUAUUACACCGUAAAAUAUGCUAGCUUUAGUGUACUAAUAAUCUUAAUUUUAAUAAUGACAGGAGCCAGAAUUUUUCCAACGAGUUUUCCCUCCCUUGUUUUCUUGGGGGGAUUUUAUUAGCUUCUUCUUUUCACCUAUACUCACUUUGACUCCUUUCUGUGCUAUUUGUUUUGCCUGUCUCGUUGUAGGCUGGAAUUUAUUGUUCAUGUACAUUUAAUUUUUUAUGUUAUCCAGAUCUUCUGUUUUGUUAAUAUGAUUGAUUUGUUUAAAAUUUAUUACAAAUCCGAUCAAAUGCGGCUCAAAACAUACGUGAGUGAGUAAUCUCCUUUCUUUACCAAAUAUGAUAAAAACAAAUAAAAGUGUAUACAAGUGAAAACAAUCUGAUAUGGCAAAAAAGUUGAGUGCUUACAAUAGUGUAAACAGGGGAGUAAGCCUACUACCCCUUCUUAAUUUUACACAAAACUCAAGCAUAGAUUAAACAAAAAAAGAGAACAAAAAUACAAAUGUAGUGUAUAUUAUUAUUGUUCUUUGGUACCAUUUACACUAUAUUUGUAUUUUUGUUCUCUUUUAUGUUUCAUCUACGCUUGAGUUUUCUGUAAAUCAAGAAGGUUUACGCUUGCCUCACUCUUUACACUAUUGUAAGCACUCUGUUUGCUAUAUCAGAUUGUUUUCCCAUAUAUGCACUUUUGUUCAUUUGUAUCUAAAGCCUGCAUGUUACUAUCCCACAUUUUGCACAAAUCUGAGAAAUGGCAUUUCGGAACUAUGGCCUGCUAUAUUAUUUAUUUAUGCUUAUUUUUAGUAUAUAUAUUACAUGUAUAUUGUAUUAAUAAAUGCAGAAACAAAUCACAUUUAAAUUUUUUGGGGUUUUAUGGAGCUCAUAAAUAAAAUCAUUAGGAGGAAUGCUAGUGAGAUUGUUGUUGUUUUUUUAUUUAUUUCCUCAAGUCUGUUAAUCAUAUAAUGCAAUUACAAAUAUUUAUGAAACUUUUGAUGUUUCUCUGGCAACCAGGUUGCUAAGGACCAAUCCCUUGUCAGUUCAUGCACAAUUUGACACAAUAUAAGGGAACGAUAUAAUUAGCAGGCCUGAGGCAGUGUGCAUCAGAAGGAACGUUCAGUUUGUAAAUAAUUAAUUGUAGGCUGUAAAAAAGGGACAUGCAGAAAUUAAAAGAUUAUGCAAAUGUUUUUUUUUCAUCAUGUUCCUCUAUAGGUCAUAUAUGUUGGGGCUAUAUUCAACAGUAACAGAGUUCUAGCACUUCAAUGACUGUAAGACCCUUCAUGCUAUAUUUAGCUUUUAGUCUAGUUUAGUUUAAGAGUUGAAUAUUUAUCAAACUCUCAGGUUGGCUGUUAAAUCAUAUGACAUCAUAACAUAUAACAUCUGAAUGAACCUAUAUGUAUCUGUUUAUCAAACUAGCUCUAUAUGUACCGGUCUGUCAAUAUAGCUUUAGAUGCACUUUUCACUUAGUGUAUGUAUCACUGCAACAUGUGGCACAAUAUAAAUAACAAUAAUUAUGUAAUUUAACUGUAGCCACUGGUAUCAGGUGUGCUGACAAUGAUCAGAAAUGCAUGUUUCCUAUCCACAUGGAUGAGUUAAUACCACUGACACCUGAAUUCAGGAAUCAUUUGCAGCCAUUUGGGAGCGUUCAUACAUUUCUCACAACCCUUCCAUGUUUUUAUCUCCAUCCUCUAUUAUACGGACUACCAGCUGUUGCAGAACGACAGUUCUCAUGUUGCUUUAACAGCCAUGAUGCUAGGUAACGCAUAGUGGGAUUUGUAGUUCUGUAGCAGCUACUUCCUGUCCACACCUGAUCAAGGCUGAUUAAGGCAUGCGAUUCUCACCGAUCUCAGGUAGAACACACAGAAGCAAUUAGAUAUGAGUACUGUAGGAUUAGAGUGUUGUGGUCUGAAAAGUUCCAAAAGUGAGGCAGGCACCAUGGAAACUCCUGGAUUUAGCAGGAACAUUCAAUUUGUGAAUGCUCCACUUUUACAACUUUGCACUACUUUUCAUAUCCCAACCCUUUGAUAAAACCCUCUUUAAGGUAAAAAUUUAAAGGAACACUAUAGUCACCAGAACAACUACUGCUGAAUGUAGUUGUUGUGGUGUCUACAGCCUGUCCCUGCAGGUAUUUUAAUGUAAACACUGUCUUUCAGAGAAAAUGCAGUGUUUACCUUGCUGCCUAGGGACACCUCCAAUGGAAGUCACUGAGACGGCUACUAGAGGUGCCCCUUGGGUCAGUGCUGCACAAUUUGCAGCACUGACCUUCAGCAUCUCCACGCUCUGCAUAGAGGCCCUGAACUUUCCCCAUAGAGACGCAUUGAGUCAAUGCAAUUCUAUGAAUAGAUGCUGAUUGGCGCAUGCGCAAUAUCCUCCCAAUGCUUUUGAGAAACCAUUGGAUUGCCUGAGAUUGUUAAAAUUGAUGAUUUUAGCCAAGGGGCAGAGAGUGGAUGGGCCAGCCAUGACCAGACCAGCGUGGCGAUGGAAAACGCUGAGUAAAUUACCUUUUUAACUGAAGUUAAGGGGGGCCAGGGACCUAAACAGCUAUUUAGACCUAUAGUGUCAGGAAUACACGUUUAUAUUCCUGACACUAUAGUGUUCCUUCAACUAAGCAUAAUCCUACAGUUAACAUUCCAGGUCAUUAGUCUUCAACCUACUUUGAAAAGAACAUUCACAAUUUCAAGUUUUGUUUCUGCUUCAAUGAAAGCAAAUAGUUAUAUGUUUGCAAGCGAAUAAUUCUUACUUUGGCUACAGCCUUCUUACAGACUCUGAACACUCUAGCUAAAGUGAUGAUGUCUAUACUGAUAUGUUUAGUUUUACCAGUGUCACAGUAAUCAAUACAGGUGUUGACCACUUUGAUCAAUGCUAUAUAUUUACCAAUGAGUGGAAUAGUGGUGGCAUAAUCCAGUGUUAUAUCUUGAUGUGCCCCAGAUUACUAACUAAAAUAAGGCAGACCUGUUUGAGACAAUAUUUAAAUAUAUGCUCUAAGAACUCUAGAAGAAUACAUUUUCUUUCAAAUGAGAAAAAAAGCAAAGAAAUACCACGUCAUACAAAAACUCUUGUGUCGCUGACAUUCAGAUCUUCUGUAGCCACCUCCUCUCCCCACAAUUUCCUGUUCAACUUUAAACAUUUAUAGAUGUAGUCCUCAUGUGUGAGGACAUGACUCCCGGACAAUAGUGAGCAGAACAUAUCAGAGAAUGAACAAACAGUGAGAGAGAGGACAGGUGAGAGAGAAUUAGAGGGACGCAAGCAUUGAGAUAGCAUUGACUUAAAAUCAGAUUGUGAUGUGUCAUGAUUGAGGUAUGGAAUUAAAUAAAUCAGUAUUAUAUUAAUACCUGUGAGUAAACUAGGACAUUCUAAGAGAUGCUUUGAGUAUAUUCCAUUAAUUACACAGUUUGUAAUAAAUGGAACAUACUCAAAACUUUAGGGGAAUAAAAUACGCAAAGAAAUAUCAAUAGGGAAAGUGUGAUCUAAGAUUUUAGCGUAGGGCAGAUGGCGGGAGGGCAGAAGAUAUUUAUGUUCCUUAGUUUAAAAAGAAAAAAUAUGCAAGAAUUACAGCUCCAAGGAUGUGGAAAAGGUAAGUAUUUUAGAAAGAACAAUGGUUAGGUAGACAUGUAUGCGAAGUGCAGCGUAUCAGGAGACAAUGUAAGUGUGCUUAGAGGGGGGAUAUGUGAAUGGUAAUAUAUUAUGAGACAAGGUUUACAAGAAACAGGUGGGUGUAUGUAGAGUAAUGAAAUAUGUUUUUGUAAUCUGUGUGGUUAGCUAUGUGAGAGCAGAAGGUUAUAUUUAAAAGGACAGCUAAGCAGAGAAGUGUAUGAGUAGUAGGAAACAUAUAUAGGGUUAUUCCCUGAAUAAGGUAUUCCAAAUUUUAGACCAAAAGUUGAAAUUGAUUCUCAAACUUAGCUGUGUAUCUCAAGAACUGCCAUUUUAGCCUGAUGUGUGUGUUGGUGUUCUGCAAUAUUUUGUAUCAUAACUAAUGUUACUGUAGGGACUAAAUAGUACAAAUUCACUGAAAAUGAAUCUUACUAAGCAUAUGGUUGCAUUAUAUUGGCUCAAGCAGGGUAAUGGACCCAGACUAUAUGUUUCCAUGCUCAGCCAUGUUAACAGAUCCAAGGAUAAAUGGUUCAGUGGAUCCUAUUUAAAUUUAUUUUAAAGCUGACAACCAUGUAUCGAGGUGUUCACAGUAUUUAUUAUAUACUCAUAAUUGGUCAAUGACAUAUCGGUGUAAAUGCUGGUUUAAUAUCAAUGCAAUUAUUUAGCGUUAUAAAGCAUUCAAUAUUUUAGCCAUGACAACUUUUUUCAAAGUCUAACGCAGUAACUAUUGUUAACACAAUCCAGAGUUUGCUGUAAAAACAAUCAACAUAACAGAGCUACUGUAGAAAGAGUUACGAAUAUUGAUUAUUAAAAUGUGCUUUAAGGAAAAUCCUUUAAUAAAUGACAUUUUAUUACAACUUGCAAUUGUUUUCCAUUAUAUCUUACUUUUGUUCUAUAUUAUUUGUCAUAAUUUUUUCCAAUUAACAUUUUGCUAUUAGUGGAAAAGGUCAUAUAAAUGCAAUAUAUAUAACACAACAAUCACUUACAUAUUAAGUGUGUUUUAUUUAAACUGCCAUAGCAUUAAUUUAAUGUUAUUAAGCAUUACAUGUUUGGCUUGAAUGCUUGGAAGAUACUUGCAAAGUCUCUCAGAUAAAAGAAGAAAAAAAAAAAAAGAAUACAUUAGAUUAUUUCUAAGAAGCAAAUUGCCAGGUACUUUUAGGACACCCCAAAGCCAGUAAAAAAAAUCCAAGGCUGCCAACUGGAUAAGCGUUUCGGCAUCUAGUCUUCCUCAAGGGGGAUCUUAAUGAUCUUAAAGAUCCACCUAGAGGAAGGUUAGACGCCAGAAUGUUGGAGUUGCUGUAUCUCCUGCUCUGGGUUAGUAUGCCUAUAUUGUUAUGGGUUUGUGGGUUUAUUAACUGAGCACUUAUUUUGUAUUUGUUAUGUAUGUAGGUAUGUAAUUUUCUGUUUACAUGCCUAUAUUGCUGUUUGCACUUUAUUUGUACAAUUUUUAUCAAAUCAUUAAUUAACUAAAAUCUAAAACUGCAAGUUUAAUCGGGUGUGCUUUGGGUUAUUCUCUAAAAUGUGAAUGGAUCUGGUGGGGGAACAGAUUUUCCCAUAAAGCACCCAGCACUCACUAUAUAAUUGCGCUCUCAACUUCUUCAACCUUUUUUUCCCCCCUCUAGCACUCCAAUAACUUAACCCAGGGUAGGAAACCUUCAUUACUCCAGAUGUUGUGAACUACAUCACCCAUGAUGCUUUGCCAGCAUUAUGUCUGUAAGAGCAUUAUGAAAGAUGUAGUCCACAACAUCUGGAGUGUCAAAACUGCCUAACUCUGGUCUAAAAUCUGGUUUCUUCUCAUCUUCAAUUCUCCUUUAGCUCUACUUGGUAACUAACUUAAAUUGUAUUUUUCCCCAGAAUUAAAGUGACGGAGCAGUAUGUCAGGCAACAGAUACUUCCCGAAAAACUAUGUGCUGAUAUUUGUGUUUUUGCAGACAGCAGUUCUUGGUAAUUAUCCACAACAUUAACUUUUUCAUUUACUGCAAAGGACGAUCACAAAUAAAGUAGAAUGUUCUACAGGUUUUAAUGUAAUUUAUACUAACUGCAAAGUUGCUUUAAGAUCGAUAGCGAUGUUUUAGAUGCCAUUCUGGCUAUUUGCAGAGCAGUGUCUAUUUCAUUUUCCCCAAUCGCUAUAUUAUUGCAAUUUUGAAGUUGCUGAAAUAUAUAUUAACCUCACAAUAUUUUGUAUUGAUCUUUUUCUUUUUUUUUUUUUACAAAAUAACAAACCUGGUUGUAAUUGUGAAUUUUUUUUUUUAUACCUGUAUUUCAUGUAUAAUAGUAAUGACAUAUCUUUAACAAGCGAGGAGAGAAAUCUAUACUGCCCAACAAAGGGCCUUUUCCAUGAUCAUCAAUAAAAGACAGAUAUUGAUCUAUGUAAGCAUCUUUAACAUUGAGAUCAACACAUAUAUGUAAAUAAAAAAUACAGAAGGGUUUUUGUGUUUUGUAAUCUGCACAUUGCUUAGUUCUCUGUCCAUUAACACCACCAGUUAGUGCUUAUUAUUUUGCAGGGUGCUCAAAGAAGGAACAUCUUCUAAUUACUUGUCACAACAGCUCCACCGUACAAGUUACUCAUUGGGGUUUAUUUACUAAACAGUGAAUUGUCGUAAAUUUUAUGCAUAACACUUUGUUUUUCAGUUCAGUACAAUUUGCUCUUUUGGGAUUAAACCCAGUAGUGUUUCCAUUCAAAGGACUUUUGACAUUUGACAGUUAAUUCAUAACUACUUACAAUAUUCUUAUGGAUGAUUCUUAAAUGUAUGGAAUACAUGUCUUUCUUUUAUUCCAUAGGAUGAAUUGAAAGUUUGCAAUUAACUUUUUUCGGCUUUAAGCCAAGCUGAACUAUGUAUAAAUUUGCGUAAGUUAGGGACUGCUUCAAACUUGUUGGUAAUUUUUAAGAUCUAGAAUCGAAACCUAGUGUUACUGAGAACUACUAUGGUAAACCUAUGAAUAAGAGCUAAGUAUUAAACAUGUAAGGUGAUGGACAUCCUAUGUUUGCACUUAUUGGCCUUUAAUGUUUACACGAUGUUUGUGGUCAUUGCGGUGUUUCUAUAUACUUUUAGAUUUUAGAUAAAUGCUACAUUUUAUACUUACUUUAAAAGUCCAGAGAGAGUCAAUCUUCUGAGUAUUUAUUUUACUACGUUAAAGCUUAAAGGGUUUCUCCAAAGUCCAUGGCCAAGAAAUUUGGCAGUGCAGUGUUUCAGAAUACUUUGCCAGAAGCUAGUUACACCCCACGUCACAGAACACUUUGGUAGCCAGAAACCCUGUUCUGGACUGCCAAAUGUUAAUUUAUGUGACAGGCGUAAUCUGAUUGAAGUCUUAUGUCUCCCCUCCAUCUCUCCUUGCAGCCCUCCCAGCAGCCCUCCUACUAACCUAUCAGCACGGUUUAGUUAUUUUUUAGAUUCCUUACCCACUCACUCUUCCCAACCCUUACCUGAUCAACAAGCAUAUUCAACAAGUCUGAGAAGACUUUAAUCGGACUGUACAAUGGUAGGAAGCAGGAGCGACAACAGGAGUUUUGCAUGGCGCUGGAUUGCAGGUAAGUAAAACUUAUUUUACUGCAUUUUUCAAGCAUUAUGGGGCGGAAGGACCAAAAGAAUCAUACUCAAGAGAGCAUUAAUAAAAGUAAUACAAAAAUUAUAAGGGUUGGAGUAACCCUUUAAUGCCAUCUACUAUUAAUGAUAACAGUGACCUUAUGUAACAUGGAGAAAUCCAUGAGUUACUAAUUUCACCAACAGCCAUUUUACCCGCUUGUUGGUAAUUGCAACAAGCCUAAAAACAUUCUCAUUGGAGGGUAUGUGAUUAUUAUGGAAGGAGGCAGAAGAGAAGGGGCAUGUCAAUGAUGUAUGUGCACAGGAUUGAUAAGCAGUUCUGUAAUUCAACCUGUGAUUAAAAAAAGCAAAAACAGUGAUUAAGAAAGAUUCUUAACAGGCAGAAAUGACGUGCUGGGGCUGGUGAGAUUAAGUAGGCUUUACAUCUCCUGGCAGGACUGGCCUUAAAGGAACACUAUAGUGUUAGAAUACAAACUUGCAUUCCAAACACUACCAUGACCGUCUCCCUAGCUCUAAAUAGAUCCCCCCCAUUUAGAAAAAAAUGAGUUUUACUUAACUAUUUCCAGCACUGAGGAUCCCUCGGCACUGCUGACCUCUCCUCCCCAGGAGCCGUCACCGAAGAGGCAUGGCCUCCUCUGGUAUGGUCCAAUCCAAUGCUCCUCAUAGGCAACCUAAAGAGCAUGCAUGGUGAGUGCCGCACAGAUUCAACCUUUUUCAUUGAAUCAAUGCUUUCCUAUGAGGCUUCUGCGUGACUUGACUUUGUUUUACUGACAGCAACUAGAUGAGGACUUAACCUUCCAAUGUAAACAUUGCCGUUUCUAAAAAAACUGCAAUGUUUUACAUUGUAGAAUUAAGGGUACAUGACCACUGCACCCAGAUCACUUCAUUAAAAUGAAGUGGUCUGAUUGACUAUAGCGCUCCUUUUGGAAUGAGCAACUUAAACUAUUGUGUUUGGAGCAAUUAUUAAACCUGUUUACACGGUAAGCUGCUGAGACUUUCAGCCAAUCCCACCAACUAAAACAUUCAGGAACAAUUAUAACUCUAUGUUUUGGGUAAUACAGUGUAGAAAUACUUUAGUCCCACGUACUCUGAUUAUACAUAUAUUUUUUGCACCAAAACAUGAAAAAAAAAAAUUCCGUAAUCUAACAGUAUAGAAAUCGUAAUGGUAAGUAAAGGAAAUGACACGAUUUAAGAGAAUUAAAAAAGGUUUAAUUCUGCAAAAUACUGGACUACUUAAAAUGAUGAUAUUGUUAUUUUAAUUAAUAAAGAACAGAAAGAAUUACUUUAGAAGCACAGGUGUGUAAUAAUGUAACAAGAUCAUAUCAUGAACAUAUGAGUCUAAACACAAACAAUACUAUGGUUUUGUAAAAGAUCGUAAGUUGGAUGGUGUUUCAGAAUAUAAACACUGCUUAAUGAGUCCCAUAGCCUUGAUGACCUCAUGGUUUCCCAUGAAACUAUAUGAUAUCAACACUCUAAAUACAGCCACCCACACCUUACAGGGAUGUAUGUAAUGCCAAUCAGUUUGUCACUGUCUUGCUCAAUCAGACUGAUUCUCCUCUGUAUAACUUAUUAUGGACUUGACUUAAGAUUUUGGAUAAGCCUUUCAAUUGAUUUAAUAUUUUGAAAAAUAUCUUUAUAUUAUAUAAUAUUUUUAUAUAUUGAUAUUCUUUUUGAUAGUUUAAAAUUUUGAACAAACCAUUUAAACGUUUAUACAAACAUAUUAAAUCAUUUGAAAAGCUUAUACAAAAAUAUUAAUUGUUAAAAUAAGCAGUGUCAGAAAUAAAAUAAUUAUUAGGUAUCAACAUGCAAUGGAUUAUCUUCCAUAAAAUUAUUUUAUGUUAUCAUCCCUUCUAAAGUCUUUGGCUUCAGUGUUUUCUAAUCUCAGUUCUCCUUAGUUUGGAUACCACUGUUUAAAAAGGCAUUGAUUAAUAUGGGUAAUUUCUCCAAAUUGUGCAAAUACUGCUCUUUUUACAACAAAGUCCUGCAUCAUAAUACUCUUCAAAUGAUGUCAAAUUCAACCAGGAACUGACUUAGAUCUCUCAACCAAUCCCUACGCCAUUUACUCUUUACGGGAUAAUAAUACGAAUAUAAUAAUUUGCAAUUUUUAUAGCGCUUUUCUCCCUGUGAGACUCAAAGCACUUUACAAAUAUACAAACAUAAAGACAUAAAAGUUAGGAGUUUCUGAAGGUCAGCUGAGCGGACUGAAUGUUUGAUGGAAGAGGUGGGUCUUUUUUUUUUAAGUCUUUAAGGAUGGUGCCUCUCUGAUUGUGCACGGUAAAGAGUUCCAGAAAGUAGGGGCAGCGUGAACCGAAUGGAAUGUAGGGUGUCAGGAAAAGUGCAUGUUCAAUGGCAUCAGGUAUUCACUAAUGUCUUAUAGAAACAAAUAGAAACAAAUAGAAGCAAAUACAUGGAUUGUGGUAAUUUGAUAGUGGGAUAGUAAUAUUUAGGAUGAAAUAGACAGGUAAUGGAUUUUUUUACAUUUAAAAUUAAAUGUCAAAGUUAAAAUGGGUGGAGAGGACAAUUAGAGGGAAAGUGCAUAAAUUGCAGUUAAUGAAUGAAAAGUAUUCAUGCAAGUGAACUGAGCUGCACAAAUGAUUUUCAUUUUACUGUUCUCCAUUGGAAUCUAAAAUCUACGCUAUUUUUACUUCAUCUUUAAACGUGAAGACAAGAGUUAAUGCAACAGAACUAAGGUGCUUGUUUUUUUAUUCAUUUAUUAUUGCGAAGUCCAACUUAUCUGGCAUUAUUAAAAAAUAAAUUCCUGAUACUAUUGCACCAUGGCAACUCUUUCAUGACAUGUCUAGUGUUUCUAAUUUAAUUCAUAGCUUAACCUAGAAAAACUGCUAGCAGCUGUCCAUUUAUAAAGUUAUUUUACCUGAUGAGCCAACUGGUACACUUCCUGUGCAAUAAAGGCCAACCUCCUGUGUGCAAGGAAACUACAGCAGCCAGGACUGCCAGCAGAAAUAAUGGGAGCCGUUACAAAAUCUUUGUUUGAAUCUGAUGCAUACUCUAAGACACAAACAUAAACGUACUAACAUAGACACAUAAAUUCCUAAACACAAGCAGAUAUGCACACUCAUUCACACUCACACAGAUGGAUAUUUUCACCCAGGUACACAUAGGCAGAUAUGCAUUUAUAGACACACACCCACAGACAUGCACAUAGACACACACUGCCAGAUAAACAAAGAUUCACAGACACACAUGUACAGAGAAACAGAUGAACUCCCAGACACACAGAAGUACAGAUACACACAUCUCCAGACAUCCCCUAUCCCCCAACACAGAGCCUAUCCCCCACUACAGCCACUACCACUAAUUAAAGCACUAUCCACUUCACAAUAGUCACUAUCCUCCUACUACAGCCACUAUUGCCACAUGCUCCCAACAUUAGCCACUAUUCCCCCACAACAGACGCUACCACCCCCACAGCAGACAGCAUCACUCUAUUACAGCCCCUAUCACUCACUACAGCCACUACCCUCCCCACUAAAACCCCUGUUCCCCCACAACAGCACCAUAUGCAACAGAAGAAGUAGCUCCCAUACACAAAACCCUAACAAAAUAUUCCCACACGCAAACAACACCACAAGCAGCCUCCACACACAGAAACAAACUCCCUCUCCCAGGCCUCUCCCUCUCCCACUUAUCAUCCAUCCGCCCACCUAGUCACAUUUAAAAAAAAAAAUAUAUAUAUAUAUAUAUAUAUAUAUAUAUAUAUAAAUAAAAGAAACAACUAUACCUUGCACUCAGACUCCAACUCCCAAGACCGGGUGCACUACCAGGGCUCCAAACAUUCAAAUGGCUGUAAUAGAAGGCUGCACUCACGGAUUCCAUAAAAUAUAACUUUUAAUCAGUCUUGUUAAAAAAAAUCAAUCAACGUUUCAGUCCUACUAGGCUUAUCCUGAUGAAAGUCCUCAAGUAGGACUGAAACGUUAAUUAUCCUGAUGAAAGUCCUCAAGUAGGACUGAAACGUUGAUUGAUUUUUUUAACAAGACUGAUUAAAAGUUAUAUUUUAUGGAAUCCAUGAGUGCAGCCUUCUAUUAAAGCCAUUUUUAUAUAUAUAUAUAGUGCAUUGAGGAAACUGACCUCGAGGGAAGCAAGGAGGGUAAGUCCAGCCCUGCUCAGUCAUACAUGUUUUGUGCUCUGCACUAAUCAAAUAAAUAGGACCCAAAAAUCUAAUAUAGUCUUCACACACUUUUAAUAUGUUUUAUAUAUUUUUUUUUUACAUUUAAUUAAAUAAGGGAACAAAAUAUAUAAGGGAAUACACUAAGGCUUCUACAUAGUUAAUUAUACACAAUAUUUGUGGAGUAGACCUUAUAUAUUUAGAGAGCUCCAAGGUAAUUUCUUCAUCUAGGUAUCAGUAAAAUAAUACAGACUGAUCUCUAUACACACAUUCUCUUAUUAUACACCUCUAACUUAUUUCUUUCUCCAUUCACUGUUUCAUUGUUUAUAUUACCCCCUCUUUCCUGUUAUUAAUACUCUAUUUCUUUCUAUCUCUGCAGGAGACCUGGACUGUACAUAUAAUGGCUUUGAUGUUGUGUCUUGCACAUGGAAAUUUGAAAAAGAUUUUAGUUCCACGCCAUGUGUUCUGAAUGCCACUCACAGCUCCAUAAGGUCAGUUGCAGAUGCUAACACAGACUCCAAUAUAAUUUUUUUUGUAAAACAACAAGGGUCAUAAAUUGAGGGCACUUGUGUAUAUGAAAUAAAGAGAUGCAUACGAUAACAAUAAUGGUAUAAAAAUAAAACGCAAAAAAGUCUCUAAUUAUAUAUACAAGUAAGUACAAUAAAACAAAUAAAGAAAGAAAUAAAACACCACCAGUAAAAAGGUUUGCCGAUUAAAAAUAACGAGAGCAGAUAUUUCUUACACAUAUAAAAAAUAAAAAUGAAGAAAAUAACCCUUAUAUUUUUGCAGCCUUACCUCCAGCAUGUUACCAAAUCCUGUAGAUUCCAUCUUAAAAACAUAGCCCGCAUCCGCCCCUUUCUUACGCAAGAUGGUACCAAAGAGCUUGUCCAUGCUCUAGUAAUUUCCCGCAUGGAUUAUUGUAACCCUCUCCUGAUUGGUCUUCCCAAAAAACGUAUUGCCCCGCUACAAUUUGUAAUGAAUGCUGCCGCCAGACUGAAAAUUCCUCUCUCGUUGGUCCUCUCACACCUCACCCCUUUGUCAGUCCUUACAUUAGCUUCCUCUAUCCUAUAGGAGUCAAUUCAAAAUGUUAACCCAUACCUAUAAAGCACUGAACAAUUCUAGCCCCUUUUAUAUCUCUUCACAGAUCCAUAGGUAUGCCCCUUCUCGGUCUCUCCGCUCUGCCCGGGACCUUCUCCUGUCCGCUACAUGCACCCAUACAGCCAACUCACGCUUGCAGGACUUCUCGUGGGCAGCUACCUUCCUAUGGAACAUUUGCCUACCCCCAUCAGACUCUCCCCUAGUCUUCAAUCGUUUAAGAAGUGCCUUAAAACCCAUCUUUUUAGGAAAGCUUAUGGCCUCCCAGAGAGUAAUUUCUACUUCACAUACCUGUCUCUUGCUCUCUCCUGAAGGGCAGCACUCUACUCUCCUCCAGCUCUGCUUCACUCCCACCUGAUUUGAUUGCUAUUUCUUGUCCUAUUGUGUUUUACACCCCACCUCCUAUAGACUGUAAGCUCGUUUGAGCAGGGCCCUCUUCAACCUAUCGUUCCUGUAAGUUUUCUUGCAAUUGUCCUAUUUAUAGCUAAUCCCACCUCCUAUAAUAUUGUAAACCGCUACGGAAUAUGUUGGUGUUAUAUAAAUGGCAAUAAUAAAAAUAAUAAUAAUAGUACAGACAGGCCUGAGGUACCCCAAUGGCAAUCCUCAGGCUCAGCAUAGUAUUUGAUAAGGCAUGCUUCUUGGGGCCCACUGGGGGCUUCUCAGUGCUGUCUCGGUCCGGUGCCUGAAGGGGUGCAGGCUCUUCUUGGAGCUAGUGUCAUUCAAAGGCCGGGAGGUGUGUAUAGAUGGGGUUGGCUUGUUCUUGCGUAAGAAGGUGAUCGCAUUAGUGUACAUCAGCAUGGGAUUGCUUGCUAGCAUGUAGCAUCACUUUCGGUGGCUCCAUUUUCGUGCACGCUUCCCUCUGUAGGAAGUGCCGUGGAGGCGGGAGUGUGUGGGCAGCGGUGGUGGUGAGUACUGAUCUGGAGCAUGUUUCAUGGCUUGCAGUUCUUAAAGUUUCCUCCUGAAGAUGGCAAAUAUGGCAUUUAGCCAUUUCAGAUUGUCAGGCCCUUUGUUGUGUCUGGUGGCCCAGCGGCGUUCACUGCCAUUUUGGGGUUGCAGCCUAGAUUAGAUCUUCUGGGACCGUGAUAAGCCCUGCCAGUCCAUGGGGGGGGGGGAGAAGGCCCGUGUUCCCGAUUUCAGCCAUAGCGGCCUGCGGAGGAAUGGCCGCCUCCCCUCUGCCGACCAUGCUUGUAGGCCGCAGAUGUUGCCCCGUUGAGUCUUGCCAGACAAGCUGCUUCUUUGGUGCCUGCAUGUGCCCAUGAUUCCACAUCUCAGUUGGUGGCACUUUUGAAUCGGUUGAGUGCCGUUCAUGGCAGUAUUCGUCUAUUAAAGCAGGAGUAGCUCUAUCCAGCAUCCGCUCAGCUCAGCGUUCAGACCUCCAAGGGUUAUUUUCUAAUGUGAUUUUCUAUGUUUUCCUUCCGGCUAAUUUAACCUAAAACGGAAAUUCUCUUUGCAUCCCUGACAAUUCCAUUAAUAUCCCUAAUUUUGACAGAUUAUUACGCAGGAACCAUGUAACAGUUUAGUAUCCAACCAAAUCAAUUGAAAAGCCAGUAUAUUUAUUAAUAUAAAGCAUUCUGAUCCUUUGAAGGGGCUUUAAAACAAUUAUUCUAUAAAAUAAAAGAGAGCUAAUAGUGCCCCAAAAUUUAUUUUUCUGAAAAACUAACUUGUUAUAUACAAAAUAAAUUUUGUGCCGAAAAAGACAUGCUAACAUUCGUAAGCAGCCUAAUAUGGUAACAAAAGUGCAAAAAUCCCCCCCCAAAAUGAAAAAAUACAUCAUUUUAUAUAGAGAAAAACCAAAGGCGCAAUAAAUAAUCACUUGAAACUGUCUUUUUAUACAGGUAACAUACCUGUAUAGACGGAAUCUUUAUACAUAAACGGUUUCUAGGGAUUAUUUAUCUAAAACCAUUGUUGUUAAGGAAAAAUAUUAGGUAUUUUUUCCUGAAUUAUUUCACCACACACUGCAUCAUUGCUGCUGUGGAGUUUGUGCAAAAUCACGUCAAAUGUUUAGUUCACCUCUAAAAUUCAGUGAAUAUCCCUGUAUGUUUUGAAAAAUGAAAUGGACUCAUACAUAAAUCUAUCUUAUUGUACCUUAACAAAAACCUGGACAUUACCUUUAUACACUGCCACAAUGGCGCUAACUGCAUUUAAUUUUUUUUUUUUUUUAAUUAAAUGUCAAAAUGGUUUUAAAUGUUAAGUGUGAAUGUUUUUUAUACUUUUGUCUUUCGGUUUUGGGUUUAACCCCUUAAGGACGGAGCCAAAUGUACAUGUUGUGAACAAAACAAAAUGUAAACAAAACCUGGCAUUUGCGCUACAUGUCUGUCCAACCGUAAUUCACCUCUUUCAUAGUAAAUUCACCCACCCUUAUUAUAUAUCAUUUUAUUCAGGGGAAACAGGGCUUUUAAUUUAAUAUCAAAUAUUUAGCUAUGAAACAUACUUUAAUAUGAAAAAAAUGGGAGAAUAUAAGAUUUUAAUUUUAUUUAGUUCUACGUGCCAUUUUAACUGUCAAUGUCAUAAUACUGUUUGCUUUUACUGCAAUAAAAUACACAUAUUUGUAUUCAGCAAAGUCUCACAUGUAAGACAGUACCCCCUUUGCACAGGUUUUAUGGCAUUUUGGGAAGUUACAGGGUUAAAUAUAACACGUUACAUUUGAAAUUGAAAUUCGCCAGAUUGGUUACGUUGCCUUUGAGACUGUAUAGUAGCCCAGGAAUGAAAUUUACACCCAUAAUGGCAUACCAUUUGCAAUAGUAGACAACCCAAGGUAUUGCAAAUGGGGUAUGUCUUUUUUAGUAGCCAUUUGGUCACAAACACGGGCCAAAGUUAGCGUUAGUAUUUGUGUGUGAAAAAUGCAAAAAACGCCAAUUUUGACCAGUGUUUGUGACUAAGUGGCUACUAAAAAAGACUGGACAUACCCCGUUUGCAAUACCUUGGGUUGUCUACUAUUGCAGAUGGUAUGCCAUCAUAGGGGUAAUUUUCAUUCCAUAGGGUCUCAAAGGCAACGUAACCAAUCUAGCGAAUUUUAAUGUGAAAAAAAUGAAACACAAGCCCUAUAUUUGAUGCUGUAACUUUUGAAAACACAAUAAAACCUGUACAUGAGGGGUACUGUUGUACUCGGGAGACUUCACUGAACACAAAUAUUUGUGUUUCAAAACAGUAAAAAGUAUCACAGCAAUAAUAUCGUCUCCCGAGUAGAACAGUACCCCCCAUGUACAGGUUUUAUGGUGUCUUGGAAAGUUAUAGGGUUAAAUAUAGUGCUAGCAAAUUAAAUUCCCUUUACUUUCGGCAUGGGUUGUCAGGAAGGUCCCACUAAUUGUAAUUAAUUAAGAUACCUAAUUAUGUAAAAAUAUUACAUAAAUAUAUAUGUAGAAUUAAUAUAUGUAUAUAUAUACAUAUGUGUAUAUAUAUAUAUAUAUAUAUCAUUUUUUAAAAAUAUUUUUAUUUAUAUAUAGGUAUAAAUAUAGUGAUAUAUACAUAUAUAUUUACGUAUAUAGAUAUAUAUAUUAUUUUGUUCUACAUGUAUUUUGAUAUAAAUAUAUAUAUAUUAAUAUCACAAUACUGUUAGAACGAAAUAACACACAUCUAUAUAUUUUUUAUUUAUUUAAUUUAAUUAUUUAUUUUAUUUUAUUUUUUAACAUAUUUACAUAUUUUUUUAUAUUAUAUAUAAAUAUAUAUAUAUAUAACAAUAAUUAUAUAUAUAUUUAAUCAGUAUCAGUCUACGUGUAAUUUGAUAUUAAUAUAUAUAUAUAUAUAUAUAGUAAAAUACACCUAGACUGUGUAUGUGUGUGUAUGUAUAUGUGUAUAUAUAUAUACUUAGAUCAUAUAUAUAUAUAUAACAUAUAUAUAUGAUCUAAGUAUAUAAUUUUUUUUUUAACACUUAUAAAACUUUAGUUUAUUUUAUUUCCAGCCAGCAGGAAGACUACCUGUCAUUACAGGUAGCCCCCCUGCUGGCAAUGCAGCAGCCAGCUAUCCCGGCCAUGUGAUUGUGAGGUCCUUGCAAGGACCUCACUCUCACAUGGCCAAGGGGCUGUAGGACGGAGGAUCACCUGCGACCGGGUAAGUAAGAACCGGAGGGCGUACUAUUACGCCCGGCGGCAUUUAGUGCCGCCUAAAAUAGGGCGUAAUAGUACGCCCUCCGGUCUUAAGCAGUUAAUAACCAUUACAAUACAUGCUGGACCAGUGAAUUGUGAAACAAUACAGGUUUAUUUACUAAAUAAUAGAAGUUGAAUCACAAAUGUUCUCGGUAGGCAAGUAUAGGAAGGAACAAGUCCUGCGCUCAAACUCCCAUUACUCUUGGGCGGCAGCAAUGACCAUAGGACACAUCAGCCAAAAUACAUAUUGUAAAAACCAAAGAUUAAAAAAAAAGUUACCUGCGCUCUUUCCAAAUCCCUAUGCAUUUUUAAACAAAUGGAGGUUUUUAGUUACCUCCAAUGGCCAUGAGAGGGUAUGCCCACCUGCCACUUGUGAAACAAAAGUGAAUACAAAUACAAAGAAACAAGUCCUGCGCUCAAACUCCCAUUACUCCUGGGCGGCAGCAAUGACCAUAGUACACAUCAGCCAAAAUAUAUAUAGUAAAAACCAAAGAAAAAAAAAGUUACCUGCGCUCUUUCCACAUCCCUAUGUAUUUCCCUAUCACACAGCUAGGUUCCAAUCCUGCUGCCCAUUCCAUAUGUUCCCUAAUGAGGGUUAAUAAGCAUGUAGGAAUGUAUAUAUAAUAAAUCCCCCUUUCUGUCCCAGAGAUAUUUUUGCCAGAAGCUCAAGGAAGCAAGGUGAAUGGUUAGAGUUAGGACCCACCUAAGAGGUCUGCCUUGACGUGGCAGGUGGGCAUACCCUCUCAUGGCCAUUGGAGGUAACUAAAAACAUCCAUUUGUUUAAAAAUACAUAGGGAUGUGGAAAGAGCGCAGGUAACUUUUUUUUUCUUUGGUUUUUACUAUAAGUAUAGGAAAGGUAUAAGCAUAACCAACCGACGGAAUGCCAAUAGCAUAGCACAGUCAAAUGGAUAAGUUUAAGGAAAAAAUAAAGUGAUUGAGUAAUGCACUUACUCUUUCAAGAACUAUAAUUAGCUCUAACAAUUGAUGCAUUUGAACGGUACUCUCUCCGCCAUGAAUAUAGAUGUGCUUUUUUCCUUUAAUACAAAUCUUCAGAAGAGUUUGAAACAAAAUCUGUAUAAGAGAAACCAUAAAGUGUAGUAUGUCCUUUUUUCAUUUACCUCUUAAAGACCUACUACACUUUAUAGUUUCCCUUUUGUUUUUCUAUUUUAUAUCCUAUUGACCAAGGAAGAUAGACUCCUGGUUGGGUUACAUGGCUGUCUACACUACUCUACCAGUCUAUUUAUGAGGGCUUGGCCAUCUGUGUUUAAUUAAUUGUUUGUUUAUACUGAUAGCUUAGAGCAGGGGUUGGGAACCUUUUAUCUUCCAAGGGCCAUUUGGAUAUUUAAAACAUAAUUUGCAAGCCAUACAAAAUAAUCAACUUAAAAAUUAGCCUGCUGUAUUUGGUCAAACAUUUAAUUAACUCACUCCUAACGUGAUGUUAGCUGGUAUUGAUAAUGUUGCUACUCGCAGUGUGUGUGUGUGUAAGAGGGGUGCAGUGUGUGUUUGGUGCAGUGUGUGAGGGUUGGAGAGUGUGUGUGUGAGGGUUGCAGUGUAUGUGGCGUGCGGCUUCCGAUAUGUGGCAUGCAGUGUGUGUGUGUGAGGGGAGCAGUGUGUGUGUGAGAGGUGCACAGAGUUAGUGUGUGAGUGGUGCCGAGUGUGUGUGUGUGUGUGGGAUGCAGAGUGUGAGGGUUUCUGUGUUUGUGAGGGGUUCUGUGUGUGUGAGGGGUGCUGUGUGUGAGGGGUGCAGUGUGUGAGGGGUGCAGUGUGUGGGGGGGUGCAGUGUGUUUCUGUGUGUGUGUGAGGGAUGAUGUGCGUGUGUGUGAGGGGGUGCAGUUUGUGUGAGGGAUGCUGUGUGUGUGUGAGAGGUUCUGUGUGUAGGGUGCAGUUUGUUUGUGUGAGGGGUUAUGUGUGUGUGUGUGUGUGUGUGUGUGAGCGUGAGAGAGGGGUGCUGUGUGUUUAUGUAAGGGGUGCUGUUUGUGUGAGGGGUUAUGUGUGUGUGUGUGAGGGGUGCUGUGUGUGAGGGGGUGUGGUGUGUUUGUGUGAGGGGUGCUGAGUGUAUGAGGAACGCUGUGUGUGUUUGUGUGAGAGGUUCUGUGUGUGUGGGGUGCAGUGUGUGUGUGAGAGAGGAAUGCUGUGUGUGUGUAUGAUAGAGGGGUGCUGUGUGUUUGUGUGAGGGGUGCUGUGUGUGUGAGGGGGUGCAGUGUGUUUGUGUGAGGGCUUCUGUGUGUGUGGGGGUGCUGUGUGUUUGUGUGAGGGGGUGUAGUGUGUUUGUGUGGGGGGGUUCUGUGUGUGUGAGGGGUGCAGUGUGUUUGUGUGAGGGGGUGUAGUGUGUGUGAGGGGGUGUAGUGUGUGUCAAGGAUCUAUAUUGUGGUGGGAGGGGAUCAGGAAGAAAAUCUAUACUUUUUUUAACUUCAAAAUAGAAAAAAUACAAAACUUUAUGCACCCCCCCUCCCCUCCAGGAGGGAACAUAUCACUGCAAGCCCUGGUGGUCCAGUGGUUUCGCGUGCACCUAAGCCUGCAACUUCUCCGGCUGCAGGCACUCUUUUCUGCCCGCGAGCACAGCUCUGUCGGAGCGUUGCCACGGUAACAUGCGGCAACGUUCCGACUUGCCGGCUAACAGCAGCGUCACAGCCUCCCAGGUCCUCCUCCUAUCCAGCAGGCUCCCGGGUCCUAGCUCACUUCCUCCCUCUCCCUUAACAAACUGCCCAGAGACCAGUGAGGGAAAUCUUUGAUCUCCCCACCAGCCUGAAAAAGGCAAACAGCGGGCCGGCCCUCCAUGGGCUGGUCCAAAUGAUUUUGUGGGCCUUAUACGGCCCGCGGGCUGGAUGUUUCCCACCCCUGACUGAGAGUCCUAUAUACACACCAGAUACAGGGCUGAUCUGACCUUCCUUUUGUCCUAUUAAGUUUAAGAAUAAUGAUUAGCGAUACAUUUCUCUUUAAUGCAUAUAAAUUGCAUCUUUAAAUAGGAUUGAAAAAAGCACAUCAUGAGAAGCAAAUCAUUGCUUUCUUCCAAUUCUUUUUCUAAAACAAAUAGAUAAACUAACUUCUGAUGCUUCCAAUGGACAAAAUAUAUCUAUGGAUAGGGUUAGUUUGCCCAUUCCAUAGAUAAAAACACCUUUAUUGACACUCCAGCAGUGUCAUAUGGGGCAUAACCCCUAUUCCUAGAAUAUUGAAAAAAUUCACAAAUCUGAAGAAAAACACUCCAGAUAAGUAAAUAGUGACUGGAAAUUAGAUUUGGAUAAAUGAUAUCAAAAUAUGAAAAUAAUAAUUAAGCAAAAAAAUGUUUGUGAAUAUACCAAAAAGAGGUCAAAAAAACGAUCAAUAUAUAGAUCUCCACAGCUAUCAAUAGCUGUACUUCCCUAAUGUCUAUGUUGGUUAAUGUCAAAUCAGACUUCUGACUUUAAUAUUAUAAUCAGUGUCAAUGUCUGAAAAAUAUGAGAAUACAAAUAUCAUAGACAUCUAUUCUAAUUUAACACAGCAUUUGUAUCAAAAUAUCAAAUAUAUGGCAAGCUUGCAACAAAAGUUAAAUGUAAUGCUGCUGCCUCAUUGUUCAAGUUGUGCUGUGUUAAACCUGUAGCUAGAGGGGGGUGAAAGUAACCUGUUAUAUACCAUUCAACAGGCUAACCAUUAAUGUAAAUGUGUAUGGGAUUGCAUUCAUUGCGUGAAUACCCAACAGAAACAAAAUAUCCAGUCCUUGUAAAUAAACAAUAGAAAUAGCAACAUUGCCAUCAAAAAAAUCAACGGACUGAUCGUGGCUGCCUCUGAUACUAGAUAUAAGAACAGGUAUAUUUAGGUUCACACCCUUCUGUGUUCUGUGCAACUUCUGAUGCUGUUGUAGAUUGAUAUUGUUAUGUAUGGCACUAUCAUUUUUGUAUGGUAUUGGUAAAGACCAGCAAUGGCCAUGGCAUAAGCUCAGUGAGUAUAGUCGUCAACAUCCUGUCCAAUAAUGAUAUAUGUACGUGGGUGUUUGUGUAUUUUUCUGUUUCCAUAUGUCUGCCAUUCUAUCUGUCUAUCUCUAAACACUUCUAUAAACAUUUAAAAACAGAUCAUGUUUGUGGGUGAGUGGACAGGUGUGAAACGAAGACGUGAUCAUAUAAUAGAAGGAAAUGUUAUGGUGGUCAGAUGAAACAGGUAGUGUCUGUUUGUGGCGAGGCAAAUCAGGAAAGUUGGUCUAAUAGAAGUGGAGUAAAACGGGAAGUGGGAAAUGAUGACUAAAAGGGAGAUAAAUAAAAACAAAUCUCAAAAUAUUGAGAAUGUGUAACAAAGAAUUUAAGUAGGUAGACUUUCUUGAGCCUCAGUAAAAUAGCUACACCCGUUAUAUGAUUAUUUGAUAAACUAAUAUGCAUUGUAUUUACUGGGCAAAUGGCAGCGAUAAGUCACUAAUAAUAUAACUAGAGUAUAAUAUAACUAGAGUUGAGCGGACACCUGGAUGUUUGGGUUCGCUGGGUUCGGCCGAACUUCGGCAAAAGUUCCCCAUUGAAGUAAAUGGGGACCCGAACUUUUGGGCACUAAAAUGGCUCUAAAAAAGUCCUGAAAGUGUUAGAGGGCUGCAAAAGGAAGUAAAAUGUACUAAUAUACUUACCCAGUGGAAGAAGAAGAAUGUUACACUGCAUACAAUUUUAAAUAAAAAGUAUACAAACGUAGCCAGGAUUCAGCUGUAAGCAUUUGCAACACUUACAACAAUCAAGUAACACACAUUCAUAUAAAAUGUAGGUUACUUGGCUAGUCAAUGUAAUGACAGGAAUGAAUAAGUAGAUAACUCCCUAAUUCCCACGGUAUUAGAGAGCUAUCUACUAAAAGGCUGAAAGACCUGAAUUGGUCUUUCAGUCAAAUUUACUAAUACUAAGUAAAGAUUACUUAGUAUUAGUAAAUUAUGCCCCUACUUGCUAUACAGCGGUGGGUGGGGGCCCUAAAGAAAAAUUGUGAGAGGGGGGGAACCUAAUGUCCUCCUCCCUGGCCCCCACCCCUGAGCGGUGGGUGGGGGCCUUAAAUACCAAUAAGGGGGGGGACCUAUUGUCCUCUCCCCUGACCCCCCUCCCCCAGGUGACGAGUGUCCCCAAACCCCUAAUCACCCCCUCCCCCAAAAAAUUAAGCCUUACCUACCCCCCUCACCCUAAAAAUAAUGAGGGGGGACCAUUAGCUAAGUACCUGUAAAAAAAAACAAAAAAACUUACCAUUUGAUGUUUUCUUUCUUCUAAAAUCUUUUUUCAGGCACAAAAAAGGCCAAAAAAAUAUCCAUAAUAACCGACGCACCUUUAAAAAACCAAAAAAAAAUCUUCACCCAUGGAGGACUCCGUGCAGACUGAGCUCUGCAAGGCGGCGGAAGGCUUAUAAAGCCUUGCCCCGCCCUGCAAUUAGGCUCAGGGCACUGUGUAAUUUGACUCAUAACACUCUUAUUGGUUACUUAAUCCACCAAUCAGAGUGUUAUAAAUCAAAAUUACACAGCGUGGGAAAAUUCCAAAGAACUUUCACACGCUGUGUAAAAUGACACAGAGCACUCGGAUUGGUGGAUUUCAAGACAACCAGAGUGCUGUAAAGGUAAAUGUAGAGACUUACCUGUCAGUCUCUUAAUUUACCUGUCAGAGCACUCUGAUUGGAUGGCUUAAACCCACUAAUCAUAGUGCUCUGAGCCUAAUUGCAGGGCGGGGCAAGGCUUUAUAGUGCAAUAAGUCCAAAAUAAGUGCGUAAAUCUUAAGAGAAAUCCAGGUUUCUACUGACAUGUGGUAGAGCUCAAAUGAGCUUUAUAAGCCUUGCCCCGCCCUGCAGUGCUCAGUCUGCGCGCAGUCCUCCAUGGGUGAAGAUUUUUUUUUUGUUUUUUUUUAAGUGCGUUGGUUAUUAUGGAUAUUUAUUUGGCCUUUUUUGGGGCUGAAAAAAGAAGAUUUUAGAAGAAAGAAAACAUCAAAUGGUAAGAUUAAUUUUAUUAUUUUUACAGGUAAUUAGCUAAUGGUCCCCCCUAAUUAUUUUUAGGGUGAGGUGGGGGGUAUCCAGGGGUGUAGCGCAGGUCCCCCAAUUUUUAUUUAGGGCCCCCACCCACCAUUCAGGUCCACCCCUUAUUCUAAUUUAGGACCCCCACCUACCGCUCAGGGGUGGGGGCCAGGAGGGAGGACAAUAGGUCCCCCUUACCUUAUUCUAAUUUAGGACCCCCAUCUGCCGCUCAGGGGUGGGGGCCAGGGGGGAGGACAAUAGUUCCUCCCCCCUUAUUGGUAUUUAGGCUCCCAACAAUGUAUAUCACAAAUGCAAGAAAUGGCACAGUAGGUGACUAUAAUAGCUCAAACACCCGUGUGGUAUCCCCUAUACCAACACAAAUAAAUACAUACAAUACAAACACAAUGGAUGGAGCAAUAUUAAUUCUUUCCUCUUCUCCAAUAUAUUGCUGUGGAGAUAGAGAGAUAUACAACAAUAGUGUAAAUCAAUUACAAUAUAUAUUAAAGUGCAGUAGGUGCAAGGAAACACUCACAAAAUUAGAGCCAUAGGACCUGGCUCUGGUGUGGAUAGCUUCUGGAUCUAUUAUAGGGUGAUCCUUAACCCUUCUGUCGCUGGUAUGGUUUCCAAUGUAUAGAAGAGGAUCCAAAAGAUGGAGUGAUAAAAAAACUACUUUAUUAUAAAAAAUAUAUACAUAAAAUAAUGAAGGAUAAAAUAUAUGUAGUAAAUAGCAAGCCAAUACGCGUUUCGCCAAUUGUGGCUUCCUGAAGCUGACUGAGGAAGCCACAAUUGGCGAAACGCGUAUUGGCUUGCUAUUUACUACAUAUAUUUUAUCCUUCAUUAUUUUAUGUAUAUAUUUUUUAUAAUAAAGUAGUUUUUUUAUCACUCCAUCUUUUGGAUCCUCUUCUAUACAUUGGAAACCAUACCAGCGACAGAAGGGUUAAGGAUCACCCUAUAAUAGAUCCAGAAGCUAUCCACACCAGAGCCAGGUCCUAUGGCUCUAAUUUUGUGAGUGUUUCCUUGCACCUACUGCACUUUAAUAUAUAUUGUAAUUGAUUUACACUAUUGUUGUAUAUCUCUCUAUCUCCACAGCAAUAUAUUGGAGAAGAGGAAAGAAUUAAUAUUGCUCCAUCCAUUGUGUUUGUAUUUAGGCUCCCACCCACCGCUCAGAGGUGGGGGCUGGGGAGGUGGACAAUAGGUCCUCUCCAUCAUUUUACUUUAGGGCCCCCACCCGCUGCUCGGGGGUGGGGGCCGGGAGGAGGACAAUAAGUUCUUUUCAAAACAUGCCAUUAAGUCGCCGAACACCAAACUCGAACCCGAACUGUUACUGAAAUGUCAGUGCUCGUGUUCGGGGUCAAAAAAUCUUAAUGUUCGGUACGAACCCGAACUUUACAGUUCAAACCUCUAGUGGCUGUCUUCCUGACAGCCGGUAGAGGCGCUUCUGCGUCCAUAGGAAAGCAUUGAGAAAUGCUUUUCUAUGGACUGUUUGAAAGGGCGGGUGGCUCUUGCCGCGCAUGCGCAUUCCACUCCACUCGGGACCUUACGUCGGCAGGGAGGAGAGGUCACCUUUGCUGAGGGAGCCCGGCGCUGGAUAAAGGCAGGGCCGUCUUUAACGUGGGGCAAACCGGGCAGCUGCCCCGAGCCCAGUUACUCAGGGGGGCCCAAAGCAGCUGCCCCGUGGGCCCUGCUGCCCUCCACUAUUUCCCCCCGCACACUAAGAAGGCUCACCGGGUGGCCCAUGCACUAACGGCCACCUGGUGGGGCUUUGUCAGCAGGAUUCCGGUCGCACGCUGUAUCCCUUUAACAGCGCGACCGCCUGCAUGCUUUUCGGCAGCACUGGGAGGAAUUGACGGUCGCGCGUCACUUCCUCCCAGUGAAAACCUAGAGCCGCACGGGAGAGAUCAAGGAGGCAUUGAGGAGGGGGGCUGGGCCGGGCGAGCCAGCCCCUAACUCACAACAGCCUCAGCCACCACUCUGGACACCAGGGAAGGCACCCUUCAAGGUUGGAAACAGAAGGUAGGUGAAAAGUGUAUUUUGUGCCUGUGUGAUUGUAUGUGAAUGUGUGUUAGUAUUUGUCAGUGUGUGUCAGUAUGUCUGUCAGUGUGUGUGUGUUAGUAUUUGUCAGUGUGUGUGUUAGUAUUUGUCAGUGUGUCUGUGUGUGUCAGUAUGUCUGUCAGUGUGUGUGUGUGUUAGUAUUUGUCAGUGUGUGUGUUAGUAUUUGUCAGUAUGUCUGUCAGUGUGUGUGUGUCAGUAUGUCUGUCAGUGUGUGUUAGUAUUUGUCAGUGUGUGUGUGUGUGUGUGUGUGUGUUAUUAUUUGUCAGUGUGAGUGUGUCAGUAUGUCAAUGUGUGUGUGUUAGUAUGUCUGUCAGUGUGUGUGUUAGUAUUUGUUAGUGUGCGUCAGUAUGUCUGUCAGUUUGUGUGUAUGUCCGUCACUAACGCGGUCAGUGGGUGUUUCUGUGUGUGUCAAUAUGUCUGUCAGUAUGUUUGUUACUGUGUGUGUCAGCAUGUCUGUCAGCAGUGGUGUAUCCUGGUUUUGUGCUGCCCUAGGCAGAACAAAACUCAGGCGCCCCCCUGCCCCCGCGCCACCCCCACCCAGCCCUUCCCCCCGCCCCACCUUCUAAAUACACACACACACACACAGUCAGACACAAACACACACACACAGUCAGACACAUACACACACACACACACAGUCAGACACAUACACACACACACAGUCAGACACAUAGACACAAACACACACAGUCAGUCACAUACACAGACACAAACAGUCAGACACAAACACACACACAAACACACACACAAACACAGACACAAACACACACACUCACAAACACAGUCAGACACAAACACACACACAUACACAGUCAGAGACACACACACACUCACAAACACACAGUCAGACACACACAGUCAGACACAUACACAAACACAGUCAGACACAUACACAGACACAAACACACACAGUCAGACACACACACACUCACAAACACAGUCAGACACAUACACAGACACAAACAGACACAGUCAGACACAAACACACUCACAAACACACACAGUCAGACACAAACACACAUUACCUUUUUUUUUUUUUUUUUAAAUCCCCCCCCAACCCCCUUACCUUUGGGAGUGCUGGGGGGGGGGGUCUCUCUCCCUGGUGGUCCAGUGGCUGCAGGUCGGGCGGCGCUGGCAGGCGGGCGGCUGGCGAGGGAGCACUUCCUCUGAGCUCUCUGCUCAGCUCCCUCGCUUGCCAGCUGCAGAGUGAGGCUGGGAGCCGGAAGAUGACGUCAUCUUCCGGCUCCCAGGCUCACUCUGCGGCGCGCGAGGGAGCUGAGCAGAGAGCUCAUAGGAAGUGCUCCCUCGCCAGCCGCCCGCCUGCCCGCCCGCUCGGGAUGUCAGUUAGCCGCGAGGCUAACUAGGCAUUUGCCCUGGGCAUUUGGGGGGCGGCGUUUUUUGCCGUCCCCUGAAAAAUGCCGCCCAAGGCAAAUGCCUUGUUUGCCUCGCGGCUAAUACGCCCCUAUCUGUCAGUAUAUGUGUGUGUGUGUCGGUAUGUCUGUCAGUAUAUGUGUGUGUCCGUAUGCCUGUGUGUGUCCUUAUGUCUGUCUGUGUGUCAGUAUGUGUCUGUCAAUAUAUCUGUCAAUGAAUAUAUGUAUGUCAGUAUGUUUGUGUGUAUGUAUCAGUAUGUCUGUCAGUGUAUAUGUUUGUGUAAGUAUGUCUUGUACCUCUCUACUUUAGUUCCCCCACUGUGUCAUGGUGAAAUGUGUGAUUGCCCGCCAAGGAGUGGGGGCUGGUGGAGGGGAACGGGAGGUAGGGGCAGGGUUCAGGGGGACCAAGAAAAUUAUUUGCCCAGGGUCCAAUUAAUAUUAUAGACAGCUCUGGAUAAAGGUAAGUAGCUGAAGGGGUUUUAACCCCUUUAGCGCCACGGGAGGGGGACCCUGAGGGUGAGGAUCCCCCAAGGAUUAUAUAGUGUCAGGAAAACGGGUUUAUUUUCCUGACACUAUAGUGAUCCUUUAACAUAUAUCAUGGCAAACAUUUUGCACCUGCUUCCUGAAUAGCAAUUUUCCUAUAGACUACAAUGGAGGAAUUGCUAUUCAGUGAAGAAAGUAAACUCCUGCUCUGCUAGGAGAAUCCAUCCCUGGAACCUUUACAAAUUGUAUCAAUAAAAUAUUCACAUUGGCAUAGGUUGUAAAAUUGUGCAAACUCUUAUCUUACAAUGGAGACUACUGGCACUAGAAGCCAAUUAAAAGAACAUUGUUUUGAGAAACUCCUCAUUUAGUGGCUGUCAUAGAGAGACGCUUCUGCGGCACUGACUGUGUAAAACAUUGUCAUGUGAUGAGGAAGCCCCAGAGGAAAGCAUUGACUCAAUGCCUUUCUAUUUGCGAAUUUUGAAUGCUCAUCGCACAUGCGCAUUAGGUUCCCAAUGCUCCUCUUUGUAUGCUUUAUGCUCUAUCAAUGCUCCUUACUUAAGCCAUAGAUUUGAAAUUCACACUGAAUUCACUUUGACUGCUCAAAUUGUUCUGACAAAUAACCUAAAAUAUUUGUGCAUGAGUGGAAUGAACACUAAACACAAGUCCGUAACUUCACAACCAAGUAAUGACCCAAAUAAGCUAUGUAUCUAAAAAAAAAAAAAAAAAAUCAAUCUGUGCUAACUCUUUUCAGUUAGUAUGAAGUAACAAACUAAAUAAAUUAAUUUAGUCUGUGCCUGAUUCAAUCAAUCUGUAAGGGAUAUACCUGUAAAAAUUCCACAGGCAAAUCCCAGAUGGAUUGAAUCGUUCAGCCGUAGAAAAAAGGAACAAAAAUCAAACAGUUACCUUUACACUAUCCAAAAUCCCACCGCAUGUGUGCCUUGUUAAAGGUUAGUAAGUAUGUAGGGGAUUAGAAAAAUACCCCUCCCUGUCUCAUUAGAGAUUUUUACCUUUCAGCUCAAAGAAGCAAGGUGGAUUGUUAGUGUAGGACUCACCUAAGAGUUUUGCCAUGGCUUGGCAGGCGAGCUUACACUUUAAUGGCCAUCGGUGUGACACUAACAACCUCCAGUUAUUUAAAUGUGCAUAGGGAUUUAGUAUAGUGCGCAGGUAACGUUUUUUUGUUUGUUUUAACCCCUUAAGGACACAUGACAUGUGUGACAUGUCAUGAUUCCCUUUUAUUCCAGAAGUUUGGUCCUUAAGGGGUUAAGGAUUGGUGCUGAUGUGUACGGUAGUCAUCCUUGCCGCCCAGGAGUAGCGGGCUUGUAGUUGGGCUUAUUUUGCAUGUUUAUAGAUAAAAAGGAAUUUGAUUUGUUCAUAGCAACUGAAAAAUAGUAAUGCACAAGUUUAUAAAAUAUAGCUAGCAAUAUUAAUAACACAAGAAAUACACAUUUUUGCUAAACUUGAAUUGUCAUGUGCAAGCAUAUGGAACAUGAUAGAUUAAUGUGUCACAUGCCUCCUAUUAGCAUCAUUAAAUGAACAAAUCGUCAACAACACAUAGAUUUGGUGCAUAGUCCAUGCAGUUGUACUGAUCAAUUCUCUCCAUUUAAUCAAUUCUCUCCAUUUACGAGUAAAACCAUUUUAAUUUUGCAGCCUUCAACAAAGCUUCCCCUACAUUCUUCCUGAAAAAAAAAUGCUAAUUUGUAACCUUUCCUGCAUACAGAAAUGAUACCCUUUAGAAGUUCUUAUUUCCUGAUCUGUUAAAGGAAUACUAAAUAAAUUAAAUAUAUAUAUAUAUAUGUAUACUCUCAGAAAAAUAUAUAUCUCCUAUAUCCUGAAAAAUAUGGUGUAUGAUAAUUUAGAAAUAUAUAAUAAAUAUAUUGUAAAUUGAUAAUACACUAUUGAAGACACAACAUCUAUUUCUUUUCCAGUGAUAGAAGGAAGGUGAAGGGAUUCUGUCCACUUCCUCCAGCUGAGGGUCAGCGACAAUGUAAUCUACGAAUGACCAAUGCGCUUAAUGUAAGUAUAAACUACAAGAGACAAAUGAUAUCAAUGUUAUCUUUUUGUGCUACAUUGAAUAACGUGAUGUAACCAGCAUUUAUCAGUUAAGCAAAUCGCGGAACUGGAGUUGUUUUUCCGUUUUUUGCACUCUUGCACUAAUAACAGGCAAACAAUGAAAGCUAACAUGGUUAAUGCAGUCUAGCUAGAGGUCACAAGAAUGAAGUUAGGAAGAGGCCGUAGGUAGAACUCAAUGUCUACUAGCAGGAGAGGAGGUGAUCUGUGAAGCAGGAGUACAGAUCACAGACUCUUCUCCCUAUUUCAUCACUACAGCAUUGUUGCAGAAUUAGAGGUGCCAGAAUUUGUUGAAUUGCCAAUGUACCUUCUGUAAAACACAGAGGGUGCAAAACUGAGCAAGGAAGAGAUUUGUAUCUAACCUAGGGCCUAAUAUGGCUCCUCAGAUGGCUACUAGAGGUGCUUCCUGGGGCAGUGCUGCACAGUGUGCAGUACUGCCAUUCAUUGUCUUCACCCUCUGCAUUGAGACACUGAAGUUUCCCCAUAGCGAUGCAUUGACUCAAUACAUCUCUAUGAGGAGAUGUUGAUUGGCCAGGGCUGUGUUUGGCUUGUGCUGGCUCUGUCCCUGAUCUGCCUCCUUGACAGUCUCAGCCAAUCUAAUGCUUUCCUAUGGGAAAGCAUUGUGAUUGACCCAGAUCAACACUUCUGAUUAUGUCAGCCAAGCAGGCAAAUCAGAGGCUGAACAGGAAUAAAGGUAAAAUGUUACUAUAGUUAGCUGGGUAAGGGAGGCCAGAGGUGCUAGAUUGUGUUUUUAACACUAUAGGGUCAGGAAUACAUUUGCGUUCCUGGUCCUAUAGUGUUCUUUUAUUGUUUCUUAAAUUGUAAUGCUGAGAAAAUUGGUAAGGGGAUUUGAAGCUUGUGCAUUUUGGGCCACAAUACUCAGGAACACUUGGUAAGCUGGAACUGUUCCAGUUCGGUGUAUAUCCCCAAAUGGGUAUUUAUGUUAAGAUAGGUUCUAAUUGACCAGUGUGUAGGAUUGUAAAUCUUGUAAUUGUGGGUCCAGUUCAAAUAAUCUCAUAUUAUUAGGAUCCCCCUUAGUAACUGGAGUGACACAAUGGGCUCCCAGAUUCCUUAUCACAUACCCUGAAAUGUGGGUUGACAAUUAAUACAAUUCUUCUCAGUGCAGGACAACGGUGAAAAUCAACAAACUUACCAUUUAAUGUGUACUCAAACCAUCCUUUAAAUACAGAGUUAUGGAUGGCCAUUUUAAGGUGCCUCUCACUGUAUAUCAAAUCAUCUACAUCAACAAGAAGUUUAACCAAUGUUCAUACAUAGUACUACAUUUUUUGUGUGUUUGUUUUGUUGUCUACCAAGCAUAUAAUCAUCUAUGAAUAGACAAAUAUAGGGUGUGCCAAUAGAGAAAUAAAUAUCAAACAGCAAAAUAAGAACACUGUUAAUAAUAUGAAUAAAAAUGCAGAUAUACCAAUAUGAUAAUUGCUGCUUUAAAAUGAGGAUAGAAGUCAAAGUUAGUUAAUGCCUGGGUAAAUAUAGAUAUUUCUUCAGACAUAAUAGUAACCAAGAUGACCAGCUCCCAAGGACAUAUGUAAGGAAAGAAGAUAAAACUUGUGUAGUGCAAUAAGUCCCAAAUCAGUGUGCAAAUCUUAAGAGAAAUCCAAGUUUCUAUUCACAUGUGAUAGAGCUCAAACAAGCUCUGGUGUAGGGCGCAUAUAGUGGUUUUGAUCCUCCACUGCUAGAAUAUCACUGAAAGGCAGUGUUCACAGAUGUCGUAGUAGCUGGGUGUACAUAAAAUCAAAGAGAAUAAAAAGCCAAAAUAGUACUAGUGGUAGAAAUAUACUCACAAUUUACUGAGCAGAUAGCCUGCUCAAGUAUAUAAGCAUACGUGGUAUAAUCCCUGUAGCGGAGAGCUGGUCUUUCACAGGUUAACUCCACUAGAUCCCAGUGAGGCUCAGGAACAAGUAAUAAAAUCCCAUAGAACAAUAUUCACAGCAAGCAAGGUAAUCCAUGAAUAUCCCCAUACAGAUCCCAAUAACUGGACAACACCCAGCAUCAGGAGCAGAACUGAACUUUUUUUUUUUUUUUAAUUCAAGAUUUUUAUUGUUUUUAAGUCAAAAACAAGCAGGAGGGAUUAAAGGGGUACAGAAAGGAAGAAGGGGUGGGGGGAGGAAGGUAAGAGGGCGUUAGGACCAGUCGUCCUUUUGAACAUUAUUGUGACAGAGUAUCAUACAUUGACAUGGAUUAAUAUGACCGUCAUCUUGUACAUCAAAGGCAGUUAUCAAAACAAGGUUGAGUCUGUUGUUAACAUUGUACCUCAUGUGUGCCAGGCACCGUAGCCUUCCUGGUCUAAUUUUUAUAGAGUUUCUCCGUCAUUGUUUGUUCAUGUUAGCCGGGGUAGGGUACACAUAUGAGGGGGGGCUUGGGUAGAAGGUCAGGUACACAGAGUUUCUGUUUAUUGCUUACUUUGUCUGUUGCUGGCAAGAUGUUUCAGCUAUGACCAAGUGGUGUGCCUGAUUGUGCGGUGGUUCUGGCUGCUGCUGCUAUUCAUAAUCGCUUUCGUUGGACUCUGUGUUUAGUGAGAAGGGGGCUCCAGGGUGUAACUCCUGGAGUGGGGUGAACUAUAUUACAUCGCGUAACAGUUUUCCGUGGUUUCACGUGUGUUAAGUUUGAUUUAUGUGACGUGUUGUUGUGUGUGUGUGGUGCGUUUAGUGUCCCAGAUAAGGGGUGGUGUGUGUUUGUGAGUCUCCGUCUGGGGUAUGUGCAGGAAAAAAAGGGGGGGGGUCUGUCGCUCCGUGAGGCUGGUAUUUGAGGCUUGGUGGUGGGCCUAUCGAUGUGUUGCGACCCCUGUCCAGGCUAGGAUGUGCCGUGGGAUUGAGUUUUCUGGGGUUGGGUGGUUAUGCGAUUGGGUAGGCUAGAACUCUGUCCAUGGACUAUGUGUGUGCCCGUCCUUGGGUUAUAGAUGACUGGUGGGGAGUGUUGGGCCAAGUGUUUUUGUUCAGGUCGGGUGCCUCCCGCCGUGAUUGGUGGGCUACCUCUAAUGGUGCUAAGAUGUGUAGUCUAUUUGGUUCGUUCCUGAGUAGUUAUGUGUGUCUAAAGUGUUGGGGUUGUGGUUUGUUUACCUGUGACACUGUUUGUCCUCUCUACUUUGGAUGUGCUCUGGGGUCUGCUGGACAGUGUGGUCUGGUCCUAGGUGUGUUAGCCAGAGGUCGAGCAUCGCUCUGUGUGGGUGGGUCACUCGGCCGUGUUGGAGAACCUCGGGUGUUCCCUCCCACCUGGUCAACCCCCCCUAAUGGGACGUUCGGCAGGGUGGGGAAUUCGAAGAUCCAUGGCUCCCAUAUUUUGUUGAAGUGUUUGGUAUUGUCGUGUAUUAGGGCAGUUAGUUUGUCCAUUUGCAUGGCAUCGUUAAUUUUCUGUGUUAUGGUUGUGGUGGACGGGACAUCUGGGCUCCCCCAUUUCUCCGCUAUCGCUCGUCUGGUGGCCAGGGCUAGCUUGGCCAGUAGUUUGUUUUGUGCCCUUGGGGUGUUUUUGAGUGGUCUGGAUAGGAGCCAUAGCCAGGGGUCUAACGGGAUCGUGGUGUGUAGAACCUGUGUGGCGAGUCGCGCCAUAUGUUGCCACAGAGUGGUUACCCGGGGGCACUCCCACCACAUGUGAGUGUAUGUGCCUCUGUUCCCGCAACCCUUCCAGCACAGAUCGUUAUCUGCUUGUUUCAUUUGUUUCAGGCGUAGUGGGGUGACGUACCAUCGGAGGAGGGUUUUGUAUGCUUGUUCUUUAUGAUUGACACAGAUCGAUACCGUUGCUGUAGCUUCCCAAAUGUCUGCCCAAUCGCUCUGAUUCCCUAUGGGGCCAAGGUCUCUCUCCCAGGCUGCAGUGUAGGACAGAGAUCCCUCUCGUGGUUGCCUGCUUAGUAAGGAGUAUAAGAUUGAUAUUUGUCCCGUGCCUAGUGGAUGUGUGUUGCACGCUUUUUCCAGCGGUGUGAGAGGGGAGUUGCUCGCUUUCACUAAGGCUGGUUUUUCUAUGUAGCUGCGGAUCUGUAUGUACCGGAAGAGGUCGCGAGCUAUGAAGGGGGUCUGUUGUGGGAGUUCUGCGAAGGGUAUGAUAGAUUGGUUUUUGUAAAAUUGGUGAAUGCGAAUCAAGUCGUUGUCUUCGUAACGGACGAAGUCCUUUGGGUUCAUACCUGGCGUGAAUUUAGUGUUCCGGAGGAUGGGCAUUAGUGGGGAGGGCUGGGAGAUAAGGUUAUGUUUUUGGGUGAUUUUAUCCCAAAUGUUUAUCAUGGUGAGAAUAGCUGGGGAGGUGAUGGGAAUCGGUGGCCUGGCGUCUUUUGGGAGCCAGAUAUAGAGAGAGGGAAAAUCUGACCCAAAUAUAUUAUGUUCUAGGUCUACCCAUCUCUUAAGGCCAGGGGCCGCGUGGAGUUGGAUUGUCUGUGCAAUUUGUGCCGCGUAGAAGUAGUGGGUAAGGUUGGGAAGUCCUAGUCCACCCUGCCGAUUUGGUAUGUACAAUGUGCGUCGAGCUAUGCGCGCUCUUUUUCCCGCCCAUAUAAACUUGUCUAUUUGAGUUUGAAGUUUUUUAAAGUCAGAGGCUAGGAUCGGUAUUGGAAGGGUCUGGAAGAGGUAUAGGAACCUCGGGAGGAGGUUCAUUUUGAUCGAGGUCGUUCGGCCGAUCCAUGAGAUCGACAUGUUUUUCCAUUUUGCUAAGUCUUGUGUGGCCGUCGCUAGCAGGGGUGUGUAGUUUAAGCUGUAGGUUUGUGUGAGGUCCGCUGGGAGCGUAAUACCUAGGUAUUUCAGGGCUGUGGUCUGAUAUGUGAACGGGUGUCUCCUUUGGAGGUUUUGGAGAGUGGUUUGAUCUACUUGGAUUGGGAGGACCUCAGUUUUUCCUAGGUUGAGUUUGUAUCCCGAAAGUUGUGCGUAUUUCGCUAGCUCCAUGGACAGGGGUGGCAGGGAGUUCAAAGGGUCUGUUAUUGACAGGAGUACAUCAUCUGCAUAUGCCGCUAUUUUAUAAGUUUCAUCCCUAAUUCGCACUCCUUGGAUCUCGUUGUGGUUACGCAGGACUUGGAGUAGUGGUUCAAGAGAGAUGGCGAAGAGGAUGGGGGAGAGUGGGCACCCUUGUCGCGUUCCAUUCCUGAUUUGGAAGGAAGGGGCUGUCGUCAAUUGUAGGAGAAGAGUGGCCGUGGGGGAAGAGUAGAGGGUCUUCAGUGCAUCCAGGAAGGGUGAGGGGAAGCCGAAUUUCUGUAAGGUGGCGAAAAGAAAGGGCCAUAGCAAUCUGUCAAAUGCCUUUUCGGCGUCUAGGGAUAAUAGCAAGGUCGGUAUGCGUCUGCGGUUGGUGUACCAGAUAAGGUCAAAGGUGCGCCUAGUGUUAUCACUGGCUUGUCUGUGUGGGAUAAAGCCUACUUGAUCUGGGUGGAUAAGUCGAGGGAGGAGGGGGUUAAGUCUUUCCGCCAUCACCUUCGUGAAUAGUUUGACGUCUACAUUUAGUAGGGAUAUUGGUCUGUAAUGUCCGGGCUCGAGGUGGGUCUUGCCAGGUUUCGGCAGGAGGCAGAUGUUUGCCUGCAGCAUAUCAGGGGGCAAGGGGUCUCCCUGUAGGAGUGAGUUGUAGAGUUUGCUUAGUUGCGGGAUUAGGGUCGACGCGAAGGUUUUGUAAUAUAACCCCGAGAAUCCGUCUGGGCCUGGGCAUUUGUUUGGUUUUAGUGUUUUGAGUGCUUUUGCUAUUUCUUCUAUAGUAAUUUCUUCGGACAGUCGGCUAGCCCCUUCGGGUGUUAGUGAGGGUAGGGUGAUAGAGUCGAGGUAUUCGUUGAUUUUGGUGGUUAGUGGCGCGGGGUCCCGUCUGUGUUGGGGGCUAUGAUCAUAGAGCUCCGAGAAGUAUUCUUGGAAUAUCUUAGCUAUUUGGUCUGGUGAGUCCUGCAGCUGUCCCUCUCUAGAGUGGAUUUUGGUGAUUCGUUUAUGUGCGGUUCUGCGAUAGAACUGAACUUUUAAUCACUCAACCUUCUUUUAAAGCUUUCUCCCAUACAUGAGUUGCCACCCACACAUCCCCUCCCCUUAGUAUGACUCAUAAUCCUAUUAUGCAGGACACAGUUCCCCUGGUUUUCUGGAUGUACCCCUAAAGAUAGGGGUACCCCUUUAAAUAUUACAUCCCCUGGUAGCCCUGAUCUGGGUGAGGGACAUAUUCAAAAAUCACUCAGAUCGGACCAGGGGUUUUCUGGAAAUUCCUGGAGGUAGUAAAAAGACAGACCGUGUUGGGGUAAAUAGCCAAAAUGGGUUCCAUACAUUUUGGCCCUUUGGUCAGUCACAGAAAAGGGGACUAAAAUGCAUGAACGGCUUGGGUUAUGGAGACUGGGGAGGAUUCGGAUAAACCCCCUUGUUCGUGGGGUUCUUUCUAUGAACAGGGAGCCGUUCGGUAGUUUCUACACGAAUUGAUGGCACUGUGGAGGUCUCAGCGGUGUUUGCCUAGCCAAGUGUCCGAUUUGGGUUCCAGACACUCAACGGCAAAACACCGCUGUUCGGGAUUUUAAGAUGGCCGACGUCACGUGUUCGUCUCCCGAAUGGCGGCCACCCAGAGGACAAAGCACACACUGCACUGAUUGCCAAUUACCCAUUUGCAACAUUGUUGCAAACGGUAAUUGGAGGCACACUUAUUCCUGGGGUGAUCUGAUUGUUCGGUAGUUUCACUCCCAUAAUAACUGGAGUGAUUUUACCGAACAAUCAGACGAAUGCUGCAUAGAACUUAUAUACAUAUGGCAAAAUGUAACCGAAAGCAUACGAAUACACAUAAUUUUGAGGACAGCCCAAUGCCAUCCGCUACAAUCCCCACCUGGGAUACUUGGUGAGUUCCUCACUGGAGAUGUGAAUCAGGAUGCCAGGUAAUAAAAACAAGGAAUAUGGCACAAUACUAUGGUAUUGUUGCCAAUACACCUUUAUUAAACAAAUAAAACUAAUAAAAACAUCCAGUCCAUAACGCUCUUCUCCCAAAAAGGACUUUUUCAAGUGGUUAUACUAUAACAAUUUGAAAAAGACCCUUCACAUCUCCUGUGAGGAACUCACCAAGUAUCCCAGGUGGGGAUUAUACCAUCAACGCUUAUAUACUUAAGCGGGCUAUCUGCUCAGUAGAUUGUGAGUAUAUUUCUACCACUAUUACUCCUGGUUUAUCUUUUUAUACAGUGAGCACUAUUUUGGCUUUUUAUUCUCUUUCAUUUUAUAUACACCCAGCUACUACGACAAUUGUGAACACUGCCUUACAGCGAUAUCCUAGUAGUAGAGCAUCAAAACCACUAUAUGCACAUUGCUGAGAUCGUUUGAGCUGAGAUCGUUUGAGCUCUACCACAUGUCAGUAGAAACUUGGAUUUCUCUUGAGAUUUACGCACUUAUUUUGGACUUAUUGCACUAGUGGAGUUUUAUCUUCUUUCCUUACAUAUAUCCAUGGGAGCUGAUCAUCUCGGUUACUAUCAUGUCUGAAGAUAUACCUAUAUUUACCCAGGCAUUAAGAGACUUUUACUUCUAUCCUAAUCUUAGAGCAGCUAUUAUCUUAUUGAGGUAUCCGUAUUUUUAUUCAUUUUAUUAAGUGUUUCUUAUUUUGCUGUUUGAUAUCUAUUUCUCUAUUGGCGCACCCUAUAUUUUUUUGUCUAUUCGUACUAUUGUUUAAGGGAUUUGGAGAGAAUUUCCCUUUUUAGGUGUGCUGCCCUCUAUCAUUUCUUAUAUAGCGCUGCCCCACCUUCUCUCUUUUCCAGUCCUAUAUAAUCAUGUUUCUCUACAAUAUAUGUAAUAAUUGUAAUUGGAAGUACUCUAACUGUACCAACAUUAGAGAUCCAUGGCUCACAUAGCUCAACAAAACACAAAUUCUUCUUAUUUUAUGUUUUUCUCCACUGUUUUUAGACCAAAAAUGUUAUCACUGUAUCAGAUUGUUUAAAUAUAACCGUAAAUUGCAGCAAUGGACGGGGAAAAAACAGCAGCAUUGCAUCACUAGUAAAUCACAAUCUAUUCAACCACUGUAAGUACCAUUUAACCUUUUCUCCUAUCGUUCUGUUUAAUCUUUCUUCAUUUGUGUGCCAAUUCAUUUUGUCGAUUGUAUCUUACUUCCCAAAAUUGUUUGGCACCAAGGGAAGUGGUAAUGACAAAAGAGUAAUCUGUCUUGAAGGGGUUAAUGAUGCACACAUACUUGUACGUUUCUUUCUGGAAUUUUUUUAUGGUGUUCUCAUCAGGCAGGUAUACAGCAGAGAUUACAAAAAAAAAACUUUAAAAAAAAAGCAGGGUUCCAAAAUAGGGACUUUCUUGCAUGAUUCCAAAAUGUUUGAAAAACAUUCGUACAUUAACAUACUUUUAGAGCAAUUCAAGUUCUGAGUUUCUGGUUGAAUAAGUAAAAGUUGGUAAAGAUGUCAUUAUUUUUGUAAUGGCCUCCUCUAUAAUUUACAAGGCCCCCUUUUUACACACAUACACAACAUUAUAACUAGCCACAUACAAAUUUCUCAUUUAGCACACACUAAUAACAUACAUAGCAUCCAUCCAUAUACACAUGCUUACAAACAUACAUAAAUUAUGAGAGCAGAAUUAACCGUAAGGCCAUAGGCAGUUGCCUAGGGGCCAGAGGUAAGACAAAGGCCCCAGAACCAUGAAUAUACUUGGCCCCAUUUACCAUACCUAUGGGAAGAAUGAAGGGGGUACUUGGAAACAAGCCUAGGGCCUUGUGGGAUCUUAAGCCUUCUUUGAAAGUUCUACUUGUACUCACCCUAUAUCUCCUUAUGUUACACAGACAUGGAGAAAGAGGGGUUUCCUGCUGUCCCUGGAUUCUAGUGUUUAGGAAGGACAUUGAGCAUUAGACAGCUCAGUCUCUUCCCUUCCCCCCCAGAAUAGGGCAAGUCCAGUCUGUCUCAGAGUUACUAUGUUGCAGGUAGAUUGUUAGUAACUGCAGCUUCCACACAACCACCACUGCUGACUCUUCCUGACUUACAUAUAUUCCACAGUGAGAGAUGUUUUAUUGUGGCUCUCAUGCCUGCAGGCCCCUCAAAUAUUGAGGCAUAUGGCGGGUCACUGACGUCCUGUUUAAAUUGUCCAAAAUGAGUCCCUGUCCAUAAAACAACUACCAGAAAAAUUAUCAAAAUUACCUCUUUUAAAACAGCAACUUCAAAAUAUCAACAUGGUAUUCAUAAGAUUGUGGCUUCACUACAGUGGCUACAUGUGUUACAGUGUAGGGUAUCAUAUGCUAUAACUCCACAUGUAGAAACGAGCCAAAGAUAAGAUGUAAAACACAAGAAUAAUAAUGCUCCUAUAUAGUUAUUUCUCAAUUAAUUUUAGAUAAUGUGAGCCUUUAAAGAAAGAACCAUUCACAAAUUAGAAGGGUUCUACACCCAUAGGCAAUUCAGAACCAGAUUAUCAGACCAAUAUUCUUUGCAAGAGAAAUACAUUACGAUAUUAAGAUUUUUAUUUUUUUGUCUGCCAGAUAGUACAUUUUACCUCUUUAUACAUCAAACAACCCCAAAAACAGCUUGCUUUGUGAUAGGUAAUACCAGGGUUAUUCACAAAAAAUAUUGGUUAUAGGGCAAAGUCUUUAUAUGUUUAGGCAGUGUACCACACUUUCACAGAUUUAAUCAAAGGAAAGGCAAUUUCUCCAAGUGGCAUGUGCCCCCUUUUUUCCCUAUGCUGCAGACACCCAUGGGCGAUGCAUUGCAUCAGGAAGUCCAGAGUGGGAAGUGCAAGCCACUGAUAACAUACAGUGACCAGAAAGGAAGGUUGUAAGCCCACAACACAUGCAUGUCUGGACAACAAGAAAUUUUGCAACUCAUCUAACCAGGGCAUCUCGUGCUCAGAAUUCUGUUGAGGCACUCUUGCACUUGUAGACAUAGCCAGCUUUGGACAAACAAGUAUAAUUGCCACAGAAUUUUCCUUACACAUUAAAAUGUUUGCAAAAAGUAUUAACAGAUAUAUUAGUGCACUACCUUACAUUAAUGGUAAAAUGUGUCUCUAAAUUCCUAGUACGCCUUGAUCCACCAAGAUAUCUACAAUGCAAUGAAACAUAUGAUAGGCUAUGGAACCUCAGCUGGGAAUGUCCACAACCCCCUUAUAUCGCAGGAAAUAUGGAGUACCAAGUAUUCUACAAGCCCAGCACAGAUUCAUGGGAGGUAAGAAAUUAAUUGUAUUCCAACUGGAGUCAUUGGAGUAAUGACAUACAUUGUAAAUAUUCACAGUACAAUAUAUUCUAUUGUCUAGGUCACUGGUAUUGAAAAACAAAACAGUUUGGGUCUCGUUCUCAGCCAUACUAUAUAUAGAAUAUUCCAAUGAACUGUGCUGUCAGUAUUAAAGAGAUAAUAUAGUAACCAGAACCACUACAGCUUAAUGUAGUGGUACUGCUGUCUAUAGACUGUCCCAGCAGGAUGUUUAAUGUAAAUUCUGCCUUUGAUUCAAUACAUCUCUGUGAGGAGAUGCUGACUGUUGCAGUGUGGUGUUUUGCCCAAAAGCCUUCCAACUCCUGUGGGGAAGCAUUAUAUUGGUUGAGAUCAUUAUUGAUUAUCUCAUUCAUGGAGGUGGAGAUGCGGUAAACUCACCUUGUAAUUCUACAGAGAGUGGCGCUGGUCACUUAAAAAUGUAUUCCAGCACUGUAGUGUUAGGAAUACAUGUUUUUAUUCCUGAAGCUAUAGGGCUUCUUUAAGUACAUAUUAAGAAUGCAAGGAACACUUAUUUUUUAAUGCAUUAAAUCAUUGUAGUUAAAAAAGCAAUGUGUUUGUAUUCAUAUUUUUUUAAUUUUGUUUGAAAAAAACUAAAUACAGGCACAACAAAAAUGUUGCAUACAAUAUGAAUUGUCAAUCCAUGCAAAACAUAUAUUGUUUAAAAAGGGAAUUGAGAUACCACAUAUGAUAUAAAACAUAAUAAUAAGGCAUAGUAAAAAAAAGAAAAAGAAAAACAGUUAAACCAAACUUGCACAAGCCAUUUGAUAAAGCAGCAGCGGGUAAGUACAAUAAUCAAAAUAUCUGGCAGAGGUGAGUAGUGAGUAAUAAACUAGUACCAAAGGCAAGAAUGCUCAUUAGGCGUUCUUCCACAUCCUCUUCAAAUGGACUUGAAUGGAGGAAUCACUUCCAUGGAGACCAGAUGGAUAGCAAAUUUGAAUAAUGCCUCAUGACUUGACAUAUUUUUUCCAUAAUUCCACCUUAGGAAUCCAUUCCUUGAGGGUUUGAUUUACCCAUGUGGUGGAAUUAAACCUUUAACUGCAUUAAGCAGGUGAGGAAUUAUCCCAGAGUAGCACCAUCUGCCAUUUUAUCUGCUGCACUGGACACCUCCUUAGCUACAUUAUUCUAACAAUACACUAGAGCACACACUAACAUUUUGAUAGAUAGAUACUUUUAAUAUACAUAUAACGUACAUGUUAGUAGUUUAUUAAAGGCAAAUUGUAAAUGAAGAACCUUGGUUUAUAAAUGAAAAUGUGGGAGUUUGAGACUGUGUAUCAUGGAGUUUACUACAAAAGGCAGAUGGACAUAGGGUGAUCAAGAUAUUCUCUCUUCCCUUCUAGAUACAUUGCUCUUUUACCUUUUUUUAAACUGAUAUCACAUGCUAGUUAGAAUGUAAGUAAGUAAGCCUUGUACCCUCACCUAUUUGUUUGUUUACCAUAUUUAUUAUUUUUUACUAAUAUGAGGUUAGAAUAUAAAUACUAUUAAACUUAUAUUUUCUUUGCCAGGAAGCAAAAAUGAUACCUAUUAGACAAAAUGAACUGUCGGUAACGCUGAGGUCCCUGCAUCCUAACACUCUAUAUGAAGCUCGAGUGCGGGUAAACCAAACCAGAUAUCCUAAGGGCCAGUGGAGCAAAUACAGCGAACCUCAUCGGUGGAAAACCCAUCCCGAAGGUGCAUUCUUCAUUCAGCUAGUUCAGUGUAACUGUGUGAGAUGAAUAAAUCUGUCUAAAUGUAUAGGCAAAGUAAAUCGUUUUAAUUGGUAUAUGGCAAGUAAUAAAAUGAUGUGUUGAAGAUAGGUGAGGUAAAUACAGCAGUGCUUCAAAACAUUUGGUCACAUAACCACUUUUGAUAGAGACAACCCUAAGGUUUAAAAAGAUCUCAUGCAAAAAGUUUUUUUUAAGAUGGUACUCAGACUGCAAUUAGUACUUAAUUCCCUAUGAUGAAGUGGUCAACGUACUUCUUCCGCAUUCUCUCUUUUAUUUCAUAAAAACUGUUGUUUUUAAUGUUUAAAGGGUCAGUAGUGCCUAAAACUAUGUGUUUGUUAAAAAAAAAAAUCCCACUGAUUAACAUCACAUGCAAAAAAAAAAAAAAAGGAAUUACCUGUUCAGCUUUUAAAGUGUACCUUGCUGCAAUUUAGUUGUGUCACUAUAUACAGGGUAACAUUUCAUGUAUUCAUGUAAUAGUACUUGUCAGGUAGGAAACAAAUGUAUUAAUGAAGACAUAUUUCAUUAUAAGUAUGAUUAUAUAGUUAUAUAUUUAAAAAGAAAAAUACAUUGAGCUUUCUCACAUUUUCAGUAUGUCUCGGGGAGCUCAAUGGAAUACAGUUCUGUUACAAGGCUAACAUUUAACAAACACAGAAAACAUUAGCAGUUGUUACAGUGCUGGUUUUACUGGAGAAAGUUAUUUUCGUAGAACACAUGCUUGAGGAAUAUUUGAUGAUUUCUGCUAGGUUAUUCUGUAUGAGAAGGCUGCACAAUCCUCUUCCUUGUUGGGACUGGAAGUGGACAUUACUCUGUAGGAGUUUUGGAGAAUGGGUUUUGCUAGUGCAUGAGUUGACCAGACAAGUGGCUAUAAACCAGGCAAGAUAAGUAAAGGCUAGGUCUGGAUUCGGCUAUUAGCCAUUCCAGAUCUAGUUUUGCUAUACGUUUUGAUCUUCUCAGUCUUUGCUGCUAUGCUAUAAUAGCGAAAAAUAUCCAAAUAUGGAGGCUGUUGGUGCCAUGUGCAGCUUUUCUGUUCUUUAGCAGGGCCGGACUGGGAACUAAAAGCAGCCCUGGAAAAAAAUUCUAUACCAGCCCAAUAAUGCGUCGUGCCAGCAUAGUGUUCUGAUAAAGAGGGUGAAAAAAUAACUUGAAAUUGAAAACUCUUACUCCAACGAAAGAACGCAUAUAUGGCUUCAAAAUAAACAAAAGAGCACCUUUAUUUUAAGUAGACGUACAUUUGCAUGUAAUCAAUGUUUCAGUACAACUACUUUGGCCUAUUAAGGACAUGUUAGUAAUGGUACUGAAAUGCUGAAUGUCUGCAGUUGCACCACUAAAAAAAAUGAAGUAAUCUUGUUUAUUUUGAAGUUCUAUGGGUGCGCUCUUCACUUUGAAUAUGUUAUUGUGCAUGAGUAUACAACUAGCAACAAGACUGGGCCAAUACGUGCUCAUUACAUGCAUAUAUAUAUGUGUGUGUGUGUAUUACUGUCAGGAUCACAUCAAUUUACGUCUAUUACCUUUACCUCGUUUAGUGUAUCUUGUCUCAAAUUGUCUCCUUUUUUUUCUCUUACAGCGACCCUUGUGCAUCUUUUACUUCAUCCCAGUCCCUGUGUGUUUCUUUUUACCCUUCUCCAGCCUCUGCAUUUCUCUUUCCCCCAGCCCCUUUUGUGUUGUUCUUAGCCCCAGCCACUUUGUCUCUUUUUCCCCUUCCAAAUCUCAUCUGUGUCUCUUUCUAACUCCAGACUCUGUGUGCCUUUUUUUCGUCUCCCAGCCACUCUCUGUCUCUUUUUCCCCAGCCCAGCGUUGCCUCCCACAAAUCUUGUGUCACUUUGUUCCCCUUCCCUACUGUAUGUCUCUUUGUCCCCCCAACAAACCUGCUGCGUGUCUCUUUCUCUCAUCUCCUCCCUGUGUCUCUCUUCCCCCUCUCCUCCCUGUGUCUCUCUUCCCCAUCUCCUCCCUGUGUCUCUCUCUUACCCCUCUGUCUCUUUGUACCCCCAUCCCAUGUGUCUCUCUUUGUACCCCCAUCCCAUGUGCACGGCUGUCAGUAUCACACUCUGAUACGGCGGCACACUCUGACGGCACACUUUGAGGUGAUUACUCACCUUGCGGCCGGUGGCCCCAUCUCCUGUGCUGACAGUGGUACUGCUGUCAGUAUCAAUGAGUGUGCCGACGGAUUGCUUAGGCGGCCACCCUGGCACACUCACUGAUACUGACAGCAGUACCACUGUCAGCACAGGAGAUGGGGCCGCCGGCCGCAAGGUGAGUAAUCACCUCAGAGUGUGCCGUCAGACCAGCCACCCGGUGGCACCGAUAUGCAGCUGGCGGCCGCGAUAUUAUUACAUUUCCCAGUAUCCCGGUAGGCCAGUCCAGCCCUCAAUGCACACCUAACAUUCAGGAUUAGAGUCUGAGGGGUUUUUGUUUGGGGGGGGGAGGGGUUGUUUUGUUUUUUUAAGCACCUUAGAAAAACCCAGGUAAUCCCUAAAUCCUGGACUGUUUGGUGUGCCUUGAGGAGAGGGUUGAGUAGCACUGCUUUAGAGAACUCCACGUUGCAGGAGAAGGAAGGGUUUGUCUGGUAAAUGCAGUUUAUUUUUUUCCCCUUUACAUUUGCUGAUGAUUUCACCUUUAAACCUGGCUACAUCUGACAGAGAGGACUGUCCAAAAGUAACAGUGGUUAACUGGAUUUCCUCAGCUCCAAUAGGAGAAUCACUCUUCCAAGAAAGCUGCAAUUUAUUGGAGACAGGAGACUACUAAUAGUUCAUUUCCAUGCAUUUCUAGUGACCAUGUUAUAAAUUCCCGCUGUAUUCUGACAGGCAGUGAACACCACGCAGCCAUUUACAACAAAGCUUUAGUUUCAAAUAAAAUAUAUUUUCCUCUUGUUUCUCCCUGCAUCCCUCAUUACAUACUUUCUUCAAAAUACAGACAACUUGCAGCUAUAAAUACAUAAAGCAAGUCUUACAUAUGUGAAUAGAAUAUAUGCUAGUCAAUGUACAUAUGUUUAUAUGUAAGUAAACUGUGCUUUAUUUUCAGACAGUGGUGUUGUGGAAUGUGUUGGGUAUUACUGAUACAUACACUUACUUGAUACAUUGGGUUCUACUUACAGAUUCUGCAGAGUCUUCCUCCCAAAACAUUACAGAGAUAGUCGCACCAUGUACUGCUAUUGUGGUUUUAUGCAUCAUGAUACCACUAAUUGUGCGCUCGUCAGACAGGUGAGUUUUCGCAAACUAAUUUUCUAUUCGGCCCCUGAUUUUCUUUAUCUCUACCAUAAUCACUUUUCUGGUCCUUUUCAAGUAAAUCUCUCUGUGGGGUAGCAGUAUUGAAGGAGGCUUUGUGCAUGAAUGUUAACGAGGUCCAUCCCCCAUCCUUACUUAUCUGCAACUGGGGUGUUUUGCUCUAGAACAGAAGACCUUGGUGAUCUAGAGGGGAAGCAGAAUUUUGGUAAUAUUGUAAAUACCAUAAAGCAAGACUGCUAGAAUAACCUAAGCGGGAUCUUGUAUGGCUACAAAUACAAGGCUAUGUUUAUUUUUAAAUUACAACCCUGUACUUGAUGGGAAAUACUUCACAAUCCUUAUUAAAACUUGAUUAGCAAAGUGUCAGGGUUCUUACCUGAGAUGGGAGUCUAUAGCGCAGAUAUGUUUGCGCACCUUUGCAAAUAGACACAGUCCAAGGUGACCAGAUAAGAAGCCACCUGGCCUGUGAAUCUGUGCACAGGGGUUGUACAGGAAAGGUGAUUCCAAUGCAGUACUGACAAGGAUACAAACAGCAGGAUAGUCAAGGGAUAGCCGAAGUCAAAGGAUGCCAAAGGUCAGGAUAACAAAGUGUAGCCAAAAUCAAGGGAUGCCAAAGAUCAGAUCAGAGGUCAAUAUAGAGCUUAAGUUUAAGAGACUGGAACACAGGAACACACACAACAGGAUCAAAGACUUGAUAAUGUCCCCAGGGCGAGGCAGUGCUUAUAUACCCUGCUGAUGACUGAUCAAUCUCAUGUGAAGCACAGCCAUAGACGAAGUGCCGCCCCCAGUGCUGCAGACAAACUAGGACCACGUCUGGCCAUCUGGAUGUCAAGGUGAGAACUGUGACACAAAGAACCACCCUAUAAAAUGUCAGGUCCAGUCUCACAAUUGUAUAUAACAUGAAUAUAUUUUAUAGACUAGUCUGAAGUUACUGUCCACACAUUCACAAACUUACCUUCACCGCUAGGCACAGAGCCUCACAUUCCUUAAGGUAGUGUUGAUAUAUAUUCCUUAAUAAUUCUUUCUAAUCGAAAAUUCUAAAUUGCAAAAUCUUGGCUGAAUUUUACCAUUCUGAUUUCAAUACACUAUUUCAGUCUUUAAUUUGGUGAAUAAACCAUUGUAGGGUUUUUUUCUAAAGUGAGAAUUGUUAGAAAUUUAAAGUGAAGUCAAAGUGAAUUUUAAUUCAAGUCCAAAACAUUAUCCCUGUCAGCCAUGCAUCCAGGUCAGCUACUUUUGACCUUAAAUUUAAAAUUCUGCUUAAAUUCCUGGGAAUUCUAGCUUUAGUAUAUAACCUUGCAUGAGUUUCAUCAGAAUACAUCACAUUACUUUGGGUCACCAAAGAGACAUAACAUUAUGUUGUUUUACAUUGUACCUCCUUAAAUGCAACCAACAUUACACUGAAAAGAAAAUAUUUGUGAAAAGCACACAUAACUCCAGUUCCACAUAACUCCAGUUCUAUAUAUUUCCCGUUCUACAUAUCUCCAGUUUUACAUACCUCCAGUUCUACAUAACUCCAGUUCUACAUAACUCCAGUUCUACAUAUCUCCAGUUCUACGUAUCUCCUGUUCUAGAGGGCCUGAGUGGGCCCACUAAGAGCACUGGGUCUAAAUAUUGCCAUUUAUUUAUUCUAUUGCCAAAGCAAAGAUAUCAGGGCUAAUGGUAAUGAAUGACAAAUUGGACAAAAAAUGAGGGAGGAGGAGUACCUAUACAGAGAGCAGACCACCGACAUGGCUGCUGUGGGCUCUGGCUGUUUAGAGCAAUUACUGGAGCUUAAGAGAGAAAACCACAUUGCCUGCAUCUGGCAGAGGGGCAGAGCAGUACAGUGGAUGACCAUGGAAAUGCUGUCAAAGACUGGGGGCCACAAUAUGUGUCUAUGUUUAACUAUUUGUGUGCAUCUGUGCUUAUGUGUAAUAUGGUUUGCAUACCUGUAACAGUGUGUGUAUCUGUAGGUAUGUGUAACCAGGACCAUCUUUCCAAAUGGGCAUGCUGGGCACUUGCCCAGGGGACCCAAAGUAUAGGCACAUCACAGCGUUGCCCAUAUGCUUUGGCCGACAGGGGAAAUCCUUUGAUCUCCCCUGCCAGCCCACGUAGAACCGACCCUGCUCACUUGCUUUGGGCCCUCUCGGGCUGGUGGGGAGAUCAGUGAUCUCCCUCACCAUUCCAAAGGCCCUUCAUUAGUGAGAUCUAUGAUCUGGGAGGCAGUUCCUCCACCCGCACAGCAAUGCUCCGACACAGCAUUCUGCUCUGAGUAAAGACGCUGCUGCAACGCUCUGACCAGCAUGCUCAUGGGAGGAAGAACUGCCUCCCAGGUCCUAACUCUCACUAACGAAGGGCCUACUCAUCACUACUCACCACCACUGAACCACCAGGGCUGGCAGUGUCCAAAGGUAAGAAGAAGGGUGGGGGGUGCAGAGGGGGGACAUGAAGCUUUUUUUAAAAUGUAUUUUAAAUUAAAAUAAGAAAGGUCCAAUACGCCUCGCAUAUACACACAGCACGCCUCACACACACACACAGCACCUCUCACACAUAUUGUAACCUUCACAUACACUCAUUGUGAGUAAGUGGCUCUCUGUGUGUAUAUGAGGGAUGCAAUGUGUGUAUGUAAAGGGUGCAAUAUGUGUGUGAGAGGUGCUCUGUGUGUAUGUGAGGGGUGCUGUGAGUGUCUGUGAGGGUUGCUGUGUGUUUGAGAGGUGCUAUGUGUGUGUGAGAGGUGCUGUGUGUAUGUGAGGGGUGUGCUGUGCGUGUAUGUGAGUGGUGCUCCAUAAGUAUGCAAAGAGUGCACUAUGUGUGUUAAGGGUGCGCUGAGUGUAUAUGAGGGGUGCACACACAGCGCACCCCUAACACACAGAGCACACCCAUCACACACACAGCGCACCACUCAAUUUUACAGUUCUGUCACACAAAGAAAUGGGUGAUUUACUAAAGUAAGAGGAAUUAAAAGUGAAUUUUUAAAUUUAAAGCCAGGCUAGUCGAACUGAAAGCAUAGCUGAUAGAAUUUUCCCAGUUCUGCUAUUUUGACUUUAAAUUUGGAAUUCAUUUUGAAUUCUCACUUUAGCGAAUAAUCCUGUUACUUUCCCCUUUUUUCCUUUCUGUGUAUUCUGCUCUCUUUUUCUCUCUGUGUGAUAUGUUUUUAUAUUUUAAGGAGCUCAUGAUCUAAGGUUUUGUAAACUUUUGUUUUUUUUUAAACAUUUUAACUAUAGAGAUUUUUCCAAUAGACAGAAUCAAAUGUACUAUUUCCUCCUAAUCCUCAUAUGCACUUCAAUUCACAUAUUCCUGCUUCACACUGAUUCUAUAUCCAUUAUAAAAUAUUUUGCUCACUCCGUCACUUUGCCCAACAUCUUCAUCAACAUCUCUUCAUUCAACCAUUACUAUUCAACCAUUACUCUAGAAUAUGUGUUCUCUUUCUUUGCCAGGGUUAAGAAGAUAUUCUGGGUUGGUGUUCCAGAUCCAUCAAGAUUUUUUGACCCAUUAAUAUCUACUCACAAGGGAGACUUUAAGGUAAAACUUUAAAGAAGAAAUCUGAAACCCCCACCUAUACGGUAUACACAUCUCUGUCUCUCUCACUAUAUAUAUAUAUAUAUAUAUAUGUAUAUAUAUAUAUAUGCGGUAUUUAUUUAUUUCAGUACUUGUAAUAUGUAAUAAGCUGUUAUGUUUGGCAGUAAGUGAUGGAGUCUUCCUCGUUAUGUAAUUCUAGAAAUGGAUAUCCCCCUUUGGCAUCUCUGCCUUUUCUCCAGACCCUACUCCUCCUGACUUAUCCCCCGUGGAUAUCAACUGGAAUAAGGAAAAAUGCAUACCUAAAUUCGUUCCUCCCGGACUCCAUGAUAUUCCCACAGAUCGCAGUGGAAAUUCAUUUUCUAGCUUCUCCAACCAAGGAUACUUCUUUUUCCAGUUCCCCAACACAAAAGAAGCAAAUGACUCCUCUGCUUCCUUUUCGUAUGGUUGCUUGGACCAGAGAAGCAUUCCAUCAGUGCUUCAGAAUAUCAAUUUACCCUCACCAGGUGCAAGUGAGGAUACUCCCCUCUUCCAUGCUGACUACCUCAGCGACCCCAUGUCUGUUGGCCUUGGUAUUCAAAAUAGAACUUUUGAAGUAUCUACAAACGCAAUUCUGCCAUCAUGUACGGUAAACCAAGAAGAAUUAAAUAAAGAACAAGUUGGUAAAGCAAUGCCUGACCAGCUUUAUGAAGAUGUGGAAAUAACAAGUGAUAAGGAAGUUGAAGAGGAAUGUGACACUGCAAAACAACAGUCCAGUGUGGCCAGUGCACUUCCAACAAUGACUGAUUGUAUACACCUUUCAUUCAAUGAGGGUGAUAUGACAAGAGAUUACUUAUCCUUGAGUGCAGUCUACCAGACACAUUGUUGCCCAUGGGUGUGAUUGACUAGUAAAAAACAAAAAUGAUCAAAUGUGGUAUAAAUUUGCCAAUCACAGACUGCAUGUUAGUUUACUCCUGUACAUAUUCAGUGCUAGACUAAACACAUGGCAUGGAACAGCUGAAAGAGGAUGUAUGACUUCUUAGUACAUAUAAGGGCAUCUAGUUUUUUGGGGGGGGGAAGAAAUUUCUGAGUCACCUACAACUGUUAUAAUGUUUAACAACACACAUUUCUUCAAGAGCUGGUUUUGAAGGAGUCUGAACAUCAUUACAUCACAACAUAAUUCUGCUUGUACUUUCUAGUAACAAAAGUGUUAACUGUCCUUUUUAGGUUUUGUUUUUCACAGCCCGGACUCUGCCAUGUGGGAGACACCAUUAUAAACAUCCCUCCCUUGAGUGCAGCCCGUGGUGUUCAUGGGUAAUACGCUGUAAUUGAUAAUAUUGGCUGCAGCACGCAAGACUUUGACAAAACAGGUAGGCUAGGCAUGCUGUAUUUGAGUUUCAAUAAAUAUGGUUACAUAUUACAUACUCAGUGACUGCACACUAAUGCAAACAUACAUCAGUGCACACAAUUAUGCACCUGGAUGAGGCAGUGCAACAACUUGUUCACACUUUGCAGCCUGGACCAAAGGAUGUUGUUUGACAAACACAAAAAAAGAAUGUGCAAAAUACUGGCAAUAUUCAGGGGCACUGCUAAAUUCCAGACACAUCUAGGGCUUAAGCCCAAAAGAUAACCCGUUGACCCCUUCACAAACAGAGAUAUCAGUUACAUCCUCUCCUCUCUACUCAUGAACUCACUAGGAUCUCAGCAUAGCCAGGUAUUAAAAAUGAUCCAACCAUACUACCCAACUAAUAGAACGGUGUAGAGCAGUCACUUGUUGGGUACCACCCCACCUUAAGUGUAAUGGUGGAGCUCUAUUCUACUGAUUAAAUAAAAAAAAUAAAAAAACACUAAUAUCAUCUAGCCCCCAGCAUCAACUGUAGAGAUCCUGGACUAAAGAGAUCCACAUCUGGGUUGUCAGCCCUCAAAGAUCCCACCUGCGAUGCCUAUAGCAACAUAUAUAUCAACUUGGCCAGUCCAACACUAUCUCGAACUCACAGAAGUAAUUAUAUAAGCAUUGACAUAUGGCUCUUUUCCUUGGGCAUCUUCUCUCCAAGAACAAUUUACAUAACUGGAUAAACAUAUUGUGUGGGAUAGGCAUAAGGUUAUCCUAACUAUAAGAUAAGGCCAAGGACAAAUUAAAGUAUAUAGAAAAUUUGGCAGACUAGAUGGGCCGAAUGGUUCUUAUCUGCCGUCACAUUGUAUGUUUCUAUGUAACAUCAGGAUUUAAAACUCAAGCAGAGAAACAAACAACAAGAAAACUGUAAUUCUGUUACAUAUUGCAAAAAAUGUAUUGCAAGGAUGCACUAACAACCAAUAAUUAAAAAGAAAAACAUAUAACAGAUAUGCAGUGGUAAAAAUCUCAUCCUCCUCUGCACGAAAGCAUCAAAAUGCUACUUUCUUGUGCUCUUAAGAAACGGACAUGGUUCCCCAUGGAUGAAAGUACAUAGGACAGUAUAAAAUGUAAAAUUAUAACAGGAAGAAAAAGUUGUACGCAUUUCGUUCGCCUGAAGAAAGUUUUUCAUGGACUUAAAACCAGCGUCAGGAAACUUUUUUGGUACUACUUAGCAUCUUUGGAUGUUGUAUAUAACUGUUUAGAAUUUAGAUAUGUGCUGUAUCUGCUACAGCAACACCAUGUGUAAAUUCAACUACAAAUUCUGUCUACAUGUGUAUUUUGUAGACCUCAGUGCUGCUUAGUUCACCAGCAACUUUACUACGUUCCCUGUUCAGUAGGUUGCCAUUUCGGCAGAAUUUGGUUUUGUCUUAUGCUGUUUUUUCUAUAGAAUUGUUGCUUGUUGGUAUCAAGGUAUAUUUUAAUGCUGGACUUAAAUCCUGGGUUGUCAGAGUGACACGGUCAGACAUAAGGGAUAUGUUACUUUUGAAUAUUUUGAAAUUUAUUUCCAAAAAUAAGAAAUCUGUGAAAAUAUGUAUUUAUAUAUUCUGGUAAAAAAUAUAUCUACGGGAAAAUAUAUCCAGUUUAGCUACUUUAGACUACAUUUUUGCAGUUACCUGGUCAAUUCUAUACAAUUCACAGGUUAGUGAAUAAGUAUGAAUGUGAACUCGUUGUCAAAGGAAGUGUCAGCGGAAACUUUGCUCUGGUAUUAGAUGGCAGGCAGAAUAUAGAAAGAAUUGAAUGAUACGCCAUGCCUCGACACCACCCUAAACUCUCAUAGUCUGAAAAAAGUACAUAGAAAUUUGUAGCAGUGAUUAAUUCUAAGUAUCUUCAACCCUAAAUUCGGUGGUCAUAUGGAAGACCUGUAACACAUAUUCUGUGUACACUACUGUAUAUGACGUUAUACACACACAGAGACAGACACACACAGACAUGCAUAACUGUGUAUAGUUACAGCUACUAGGUAAAUAAAUAUAUUCUCAACAUAGGUGGGCUAUAUACUGUAAUCCCGCUGUCACAAAUAUAUAUUUGAAUCACUCACAGUUCUGAGUUCUAUUUGAUUAUAUGUGUAAAUGAACAAAUUGGCGAGAAAUCAGAAGUCAGUAUAAGGGAAAUAAUUCGGAGGAAGAAAGUCACAAUUUCAGUUCUGAAACCAGGUCCUGUAUCUGCCUCCCCACACAAAGUAAUAACUCUCCUUUGCAAGGUGUGAUAUCUAUGACCGCAAAGAGACCAGUGACUUAUCGACAAAGGGUGCUUUGACAGGACUUCCCCUGUCAGCAGAGACAGGAAAUGUAGAUGGAAAAUGGAGCGGGUUGUAGGGCAGAACAGCGAGAGAUAGAAUAAGACAAAAGGAUGGAAGAAACAAUGUGUAUGAGUCAUGUAGAGAAAAUUAAAAUUUUAGAGCUUAGAAAAAUGAGAAUUAUACCGAGUACAGAUAUUACCUGACCUUUAUCUUUAUGCUUUGAUUUGUACUUUUAAGUUGUAUAAUAUUAGGUAAAAUUGGUAAACUACAAAUAAAGAAUGUAAAAAGAAAAAAAA
Messenger RNA from Pelobates cultripes (western spadefoot toad), 57339 nucleotides. Lineage: Eukaryota; Metazoa; Chordata; Amphibia; Anura; Pelobatidae. The record is from the annotation of a GenBank genome assembly.